GCCAAUAAACACCAUUGACGAAGAAGAAGAAGACGAAGAAGAAGAAGAAGAAAGAGCAGCUGUUGAUUUUUGCCUCAGACAAAAUAUAAUUUACAGAUAUUUUAUUCGCUUUUACCACGUGGUAGGCACAAAGUAAGACGUAACGACAGAAACCUUAAGGUAAAUGUUUAAAUAAAUGUUCUAUAAUGAAUUAUAAAUAUAUUAAAGAUCGUGUAACAUCUACGCUUACUGAUUAUUAGCCAUCCAGUAAAUAUUGGAUAAUAACGUGCACUUCAGUAGGAUCACUACAAUAACAAUUAUAUUAACAAUUCAGUUGUGAAAGCCUCUUAAUGCAUUUCCAGGGUGAAUUUAGUCCUUUCACCGAAUAGGAGCUGAAAACAGCACAUAAAGAGGAGAGGGCGGCCGCAGUAAAGACAAUAUUUGGGUCGGUAAAACACCAGCUUUAAGUUAUAUUCACACUUAAAAAUGAGUAUCUUUGUCUGUGCCGAAUCAAUCUCAAACACAGCUCAGCGAAAUUCUGACCAUAUGGACCACAGGCACAUUAAAUAAAUAUGUAAGAGCUUAUAAAACAUGAACAAGAUUUUUACAUUGGAUUUGGUCUGACCCAGAGGCUAACAUACAGAGAUUAUUAAUGACACAAGUUUGUGCCCGGACAUGUUCAUUCGCAGUUUGCUGCAUGAUAAAAAUCAACAUUCAUUAAUGCCUCAAUAAGUGAUGUUUUCAGUGAUCAUACAAUGACAAGGAGAAAUUACCCUUUUUGUUUGCUUUAAAUAUCGUGAUCACCUGAUUUACCGUUGCUUUUUCUGAUGGACGGUCUCCAGUAAUAAAGAUUUGGGCAGCUGUUACAUGGACCUGAAUUUACUGUCUUGGCCUGAAAAACGACUGUCCAUCAAUAAAGAGGUGACAUUUGGAUUUCAAAUGACUCAAUCCUUGAUACCGUUCACCUUGAAUAAGAGAUUACGUUUCUUUUGUUUUUCUGUGAUGGCGUUUUCAGUCCAUCAUUUUUGUUAUUUAGGACUCCUUUGCCAUAUCUUUGAAUCACCUAAAAUUCUGCAACAUGUCUAAGUUUUUGGCUGGUUUUGAGUCUACUUCCAUUCUAAAAGUAAAACCCUACAUUAGGCUAAAACUUGGGUUUACUACUUUUUCAUUGAACUGAUACAGAGCAAAUGAUAAUUAUUUAAAUCUAUCAGUGAAUGAUAGAUUAUUGUCUAGUGGACUAUGCCAACAUGUUGAGUUGUGAUCGAUGCAUAUAAGAUGUUACCAACAAGUUUCUUCUUCACAUCAUAAGAAAUGACGCUUGUUUUGAACUUUUAAAGAUGUGUGUGUGUGUGUGUGUGUGUAUAUAUAUAUAUAUACAUAUGUAUGUGUGUGUGUGUGUGUGUGUGUAUACAUCUUUAAAACUUGAAAACAAGCGUCAUUUUUUAUGAUGUGAAGAAGAAACUUAUUGGUAACAUCUAACAUGCAUUUCAUAUGUGUUGGUGUGUUGUUGUCGUCAGGUUACCAUGACGACCAAGAGUGGCCUGAUAACCAGUUCAUUCAAGAGGGUGAAGAAGGCUAGAGGAGGGGACAAACAUCGAAAGAGGUCUCUUCCUCCUUCUCCUCCUUCUCCUCCACAGCAAGGUAUAGAACGCCAGUCUGUGUUUAUAAUUUCUGGGUUUUAUGUUUUCAUUCAGGUCUUGCUUAAAAUCACAAGUUUGAAUCAACUCUUUUUUUAAUACAUUUUGUAUCCCUCAAACUUUUAUAUGUAAUUAUUUAAGAUAAGAUAAAAAGAACUUUAUUGACCCCAAAGAAAAAUUCAAAUGCAGAUUAUAUCCUAGCUCCCUGAAAAAUAACUGGUCUCCAGUUUAACUUGCAAGAAAUAAUUUUUUUCCAACUACAUAAUUUAGCCUUGAUUGAUAUUGUGCGACUUUUAAUGAGUGUUCACUUGGUUUUAUCUCUCUGAAAAGUCCUGUUGAUACCAGCAGUCAUGUGAUUUUUUUUCUUCUGAACAUUUUGGUUGAAGCGAAAGAAGAAACCAAAGCAGUCCGAGAGGAGGAGCUGGAGCAGCUCCGACAGUUUGAUCUGGACUGGAGAUUUGGACCCUGCACCGGUAACAUUUACCACCUUUAAUACCACCUUUUUUAGUUAUUUCACAGCCUGCGGGUGAGUUAGAGUUAUUUUAAUCAUACUAACUGGUUUCAUCCUGGUAUGCACAACAACAUUAAUGAGUCUUUGUUGUCUGCUGAUAAAGGAUCUAAAGUUAAUCCUUUUUGUUGUACGACAAAUAAAUAGAUUUUGUUUUAGACGGUGCGUCAGUCAAAAUCAAUGAAUGUUGACACUGAAAAUACCAUUCUACGUCCAUCACAUUAUUUUGCCUUCGGAAGACAUUUGGCAGUCUCAGCCAUUCAGUGAAUAAAAUUUGUGCUUAAAUCAGACAGAAUCAGUCCAAAAGUACCUGCACACUUGACAUGAGAGUAUUAUUUCUAUCUUUAUGGUGAAAUUAAUCAACAUUUUAAAGGUUUCUCUAGACCCAUUGAGAACUUUUUGAACCUGUUUCUGGUACUGUGUUACUUUGAGAUCAGCACCUUAUUGAUAUUUGUUUGUAAGUACUUUGUAUUGCACUUAUUCCACAACACCUUCCCCCAGGAUAAAUCAUCUUAUGUCAUCAGUGUCUCUGCAGAAAACAGACGGUUUCUCUGUGAACAGGUAUCAGCCGUCUGGACAGAUGGGAGAGAGCAAAACUUCACGGCCUGAACCCACCAGAGGAGAUCAGAUACGUGUUGCUGCAGACAAAGGUUGACCCCGAGUACAGCCGGAGGUAAUACACACACAAAAUUUAUUAAUAUGCUGUUCAAAAGAAUCUAUUUAAUUUUUCAGUCUGACUCAAACUGUAUUUUUAAAUAUGUGUAAACACCACAGUCUGACUGAAAACACUCUCAAUCCAAGUUCUCAUAGUGGAACUAGCAUUCUUUGAUAAGCAUCAAUUUUCUCUUCCAUACCCUGUGAUUAGACUGAAACCAUCUUUUUAAGCAAGCCCUACAGUUUGCUAAUCAGGUCUGCAUGUCAUACUGAACGAUGAAAAAAGGCUUCAGGUGCAAACUCUGGACACAGGCAGAAAAGCAGUCUUUUUAAUUGGAAGUAGAAGUCAGGACACAACUAAUCCAAAAACACGGGCAGUGGUAACCAUUUUAGAAGGCAAGAAGUGAAGUCUAAAAUCACUGAAGUAAAAACAAGGAAGAAGGCUGGACCACUGACUCAAAGCACAAAAUGAAUAAGGGAGGAACACUAAGGCCCAAUCCCAAUCCAGCCCCUACACACUCUGUUUGCACGCUCCAGCUGAGUCUCCGUCAUAUUGAAGGCUGUCCCAAACCACGAAAUGCAGAGGGCGAGUGGACCAUACAGCCAUUAUAUAGAGAGUCUGCACUGAUGCACACUUGCGGUGGGAUUUAUAAUGUCAUUGAAACAGAAGAUCAUGUCAUCGCUGUAUGCAACAUCUUCUCUGCACUGAGGGGCAGUAUAACUGGGGGAGGUGUUUCACCCAUAGACUGGAGCAGUUCUCAGGAGCAAUCUCAUGAUCUUUGAAUACAUAAGACUAUGAGAUUUAAGAUAACAAUAGAGUCCCUUUAAGUUCAGUCAAUUAAAUGUUUAGUAACAUUUACCUUGUUGAGAUAAUGGUUUGAAUUUUUUUCUUUUACAGCCUGUGGAGUAAGUAUCCACUGUGAAGAAGUCAUCAGAAGAGAAAAACGGGCAAACUUCAGGAAAACACAUGUCAAGUUAAUUUAUAUCAACACAAACCACAAAUAUAUUAUGUUGAAUUAGUAAUGAUUACCUUUUAUAUUUUAACCUUUUAAAGUGUAUAAUAAUUAAAAGCAACAGGGAUGAGGACUCUCCUUCAGGAUGGAAACAGAAGCAUGUUUAAAAAAAGUGUAGUUGUGUUUGUCAACUCUUUGUUGUUAUAAAGGUUUUCAUCAGAAAUUAAAUCCAAGAGAGUCUUGUGUGUUUAUUGGAUGUGUGGAAAGCACUCUGUCUCUCACACUCACACAAUUCACUCCUCUGUGUACUGGACUGACAUAUAUUUCCUUCAGUCUUAUUAUAACUGACCUAAAUGGACACACUGAGGUGUAUGAGAGGGAGGACGGGUGACAGCAAAAUGAGCUAAAACCUAAAAUAUUUAUUUGUAAAAGCCAUUAAGGUUAUAUGACAAAAAACACCCAGAUUUAAAACCCAAAUUAAAAAAUAACCAGGGGCCUCAUUUAUCAACCGUGCGUACGCACAGGUGUGUGCUUAAAGAGUGCGUCCGAACAUUCCUGCGCAAAGUCUGGAAUUUAUCAACCUGUACUUGUGCUUAGGAACGUGCGUAAAUUUAAGCACAACUCACACCAUGCAUACACACAAAACCUAGUGGUAGGACAGUAAAACUACGAAUAGAACCCAUUAAAGGAGUCACAGCGUUCCGCAAUCUCAAACUCCACACAUGUUCACGUUGCCUCUAUACAAAAUUUAUGAAUUAGUAAUUUAGCAGACAUUUUCAAUGAUUGGUGAGACAAACUAUAAAAAUCUGCUGUGACAGGACAACCUCACAAGAAUUCUUACAAGUACAAAUACAAGUAUCACGGUUUAUUUUGCGCUAUUGGAGGACUUGGAGAAGCGUCUGCUCCUCCGCUGGGAGCGCGUUUUCAAAGAGCGUGCUGAUCCGUUCAGUGAGAACUCAGAGUGGAUUCUCAGGAGGUACCGCUUCCCCAAAACAUUUUAAUGGAUUUACACCGUGAUUUACUACCCGUGUCGGAGCGAGAAACAAAACGCACCAAAGCCAUCCCAGCGCACAUCCAGCUCCUGUCCACCCUAACCCGAACAUUUCAGCAUGAGAUUUAAGACAUAUGCGAUAUUUCGCAGCCAACGCUUAACAGAAUCAUGCCGGCAGAGUUGGAUGUAAUAAUUUCUCCGGCCUCAAUUUACAUCCAGUUCACAAACACACAUCACCAACAAGCCGAAAUAAAAUGAGGAUUUCACGCCAUCGCCGGAUUCCCAAACAUAAUUGGAGCCAUAUUGCACCCACAUCGCAAUAAAAGCACCUUCACACAAUAAAUUCAGAUUCGUCAACAGGAAAAGAUUUCAUUCAAUCGAUGCACAAAUAAUCUGCGAUGCACAUUUGAUUCUGUUAAACGUUGUUGCCCGGUGGCCUGGAGGAACGCACGACUCGUUCAUUCUGCAGAAUAGCGCUGUGAGUGUGCACCUCCAGGAGGAGGAAAAACAUUCAUACACGCAUUUUUAAAGGGAUUGUUGAUGCCAUAUAUGGUCAAUUGGAGGCAUUCCUGAAUGCAAAUGACUCUAACCAUGCACGAGCACGGUAGUAAAGAACAGGUGGGAUUUAUCAUCACCGAUUACUUAGGUGUGUGCGUACGACCGGUGUCCGCACGUUUGAUAAAUAUGGAUGUUUUUGUACUUACGCACAUUCUAAAUUUCAUUCCUACGCAAGAAUAUAGAACCUUUUCUACGCAUGAUUGAUAAAUAAGGCCCCUGGUCUCUUUUUAAAUAUGUUCCCCAUAAUUUCCACUAAGGGUUAGAUCAAACAGAUUUUGAUGAAGACAUGCUGCAAAUAAUCACAACUUCAUGACUUCUUUGUUGUACCAGUGCUUCUGUGCAAUAAAUCUGACACUGUUGGAAAGCCAUUUAGUAAAACUAUUUGCAUUUUAAUAUAAUGGAAAGACAUUUUACCCAGCAUCCAAAUUUUUUUUGGAGCUGUGGUUCUGAACCCACUAUGUAUUUCACUUCCUUCCUGCCAAAGAAAGAGCCAUCAUCUAAAAUAAGCAACCAUGUCUUUUAUUUAUUCCUAUUUUUGAAUUGAUGUAUCUUGUUAACUACUUUGGUCUGACUGAUGUUACAGCAUCUUAUGUUGUGCAAUACUAGGAGACCGAUGAGAUUGUUUUAUGCUGAUUUGUUAAGAGAUGAUAUGUUAGGAAUGAUGUGUUGUGCCCACUGACUUGCAAAAUUCUUGCCAUACCUGGGAUGCAAAUUGUCGUCCAUGAUCUGACACAAUAUCAGAGAGAAUUCCAUGAAGCUUGAAAACAUAAUUAGCAGAUCUGCUGUCUCUAGGGCAGAGGGGAGUUUGGGUAAGGGCACAUAAUGAACACACUUAGAGAAUCUGUCAAUAAUGGUGAGUAUGACUGUAUUACCUUUGGAGGGAGGAAGUCCAUUGACAAAAUCCAUGGCUAUGUGAGACCAAGGAUGGGUGGGUAUGGGCAGUGGAUGCGACAGACCAGCGGGGGGCUGAUGUGAAGAUUUGCCCCUGGCACAGACAGAGCAGGCAGCCACAAAUUCUUUGACGUCUUUGGCCAUACUGGGCCACCAGAAAGUUGUUAUUGUCGUUUUCUUCCGCUUCAUCCGGGUCCGGGUCGCGGGGGCAGCAGCUUCAGGAGGGAAGCCCAGACGGCCCUCACCCCAGCCACUUCCACCAGCUCCUCCGGGGGUAUUCCCAGGCGCUCCCAGGCCAGGCGAGCGAUGUAAUCCCUCCACCUGGUCCUGGGCCGGCCACGAGGUCUCCUCCCGAUGGGACAUGUCUGGAACAACUCUAACGGGAGGUGUCCAGAAGGCAUCCUAACCAGAUGCCCGAGCCACCUCAGCUGACUCCUCUCAACGUGGAGGAGCAGCGGUUCUACUCUGAGUGCCUCCCGAGUGCCACCCUGCGAAGGAAACCCAUUUCGGCCGCUUGUAUCCGCGAUCUUGUUCUUUCGGUCACUACCCACAGUUCAUGGCCAUAGGUGAGAGUCAGCACGUAGAUUGACCGGUAAAUCGGAGUUUUGCCUUACGGCUCAGCUCUUUCUUCACCACGACUGAUCAGUUAAGCGUCCGCAUCACUGCUGACGCCACUCCAAUCCGCCUGUCAAUCUCCCGUUCCAUCCUACCCUCACUCGUGAACAAGAUCCCGAGAUACUUGAACUCCUCCACUUAAGGCAGGACCACUCCUCCAACCUGGAGAAGGCAAUCUACCUUUUUUCGACUGAGGACCAUGGCCUCAGACUUGGAGGUGCUGAUUCGCAUCCCAGCCGCUUCACAUUUGGCCGCGAACCACCCCAAAAAGAGCUGAAGAUCCCUGCUCGGCGAAGCUAGAAGCACCACAUCAUCCGCAAAAAGCAGCGACACGAUCCUCUGCCUGCCAAACUGGACACCCUCCAACCCCCGGCUGCGCCUAGAAAUUCUGUCCAUAAAGGUUAUGAACAGAAGCAGUGACAAAGGGCAGCCCUGGCGGAGUCCAACCCUUACUGGAAACGAGUACCUUACCAAACUCCUCCCACGCCCGAGUUUUUGCCUCUGCAACUGCCCCGGCUGCGGACCGCUUAGUCAACCCAUACCGUUCAGCUGAUUCCGGAGACCCACAGGCCAUCCAUGACCUGUAGGCCUCCUUCUUCAGCCUGAUGGCUCCCCUCACCUCUGGUGUCCACCACCGAGUUCGGGGAUUACCGCCACGACGGGCACCAGCGACCUUGCAGCUGCAGCUUGCAACUGCUGCUUCAACAAGGGCAGAGCGGAACAAAGCCCAUUCGAACUUAAUGUCCCCCUCCACCCCCGAGAUGCAGUUGAAGCUCUGUCGGAGGUGGGAUUUGAAAGCCAACCUGACGGGUUCUUCCACCAGGCGUUCCCAACAGACCCUCACUAUACGUUUGGGCCUGCUAGGUCUACAUGGUGGCUUCCCCCGCCGCCUGACCCAACUCACCACCAGGUAGUGAUCAGUUGACAGCUCUGCACCUCUCUUCACCUGAGUGUCCAAAACAUGCGGCCGCAGGUCAGCUGAUACGACUACAAAGUCGAUCAUUGACCAUGGCCUAGACCGUCAUGGUGCCAGGAGCACCGAUGAGCAACCUUAUGCUCGAACAUGGUGUUAGUUAUGGACAAACUGCGACUUGCACAGAAGUCCAACAACUGAACACCACUCAAGUUCAGAUCAGGCAGACCGUUCCUCCCAAUCACGCCCCUCCAGGUCUUGCUGUCAUUACCCACGUGAGCGUUGAAGUCUCCCAGCAGAACAAUGGAGUCCCCAGUCAGGGCGCUGUCAAGCAUCCGUCCUAGGACCUCCAAAAAGGGUGGGUACUCUGAACUGUUAUUAGGUGCAUACGCACAGACAACAGUCAGGACCUGUUCCCCUACCCGGAGGCGCAGGGAAGCAACCCUUUUGUCUAGCUGAGAAAACCCCAGCGUCCCCGCAGUGAGCUUUGGGGCGAGCAAGAAUCCCACCCCCGCUCUCCGCCUCUCACCCUGAGCGUGGAAGAGUGUCCAACCCCUCUCAAGGACUUGGGUUCCAGAACUAACGCUAUGCGCAGAGGUGAGCCCGACUAUAUCUAGACGGUAGCGCUCAACCUCCCACACAGGCUCCAGCUCCUGGUUCGCCGCCCAAUCCGUCAAGCACCGGACCCUUCAAGUUCCUCCUGUGGGUGGUGGAUCCACAGGAGGCGGUGCCCAUGCGGCUCAUUCGGGCUGAGCCUGGCCAGGCCCAAUGGGUGCAGGCCCGACCAACAGGCGCUCACUGGCGAGCCCCAACCCUGGGCCUGGCUCCAGGGUGGGGCCCCGGUGUCCCUCCAGGCCGAGUACACUGUUCCCCUUUGAUGUAUUCCAUUAGGGUCUUCUGAACCGUUUUUAGUCUGACCCUUCGCCUAGGACCAAUCUGCCUUGGGAGACACUACCAGGGGCAAAAGCCCCGGACAGCAUAACCCCUAGGUUCAUUAGAGCACGCAAACUCCUCUACCACGGUAAGGUGACGGUUCACCAGAAAGUAUGACGAAGGAAUUGGAGGGUCGUAUGAGUUUCAGGAUGGCAGGUCAAUUUCAAGAAAUGCCCCCACUGGAGUACCCGAGAGCAGGCGGCAUCUGGAAAAAAAAAAAACUGUUGGGGGGGGUCCAGUCUUGGGGUCCGGUUGUUGCUUUCGUGCCUCCCGAAGGGAGGCAGUGGAGACUAGAGAGUGCAUCUGGUUUUGUGCAAGGGAUCCAGGGUGAUAUGACAGGCAGAAGUUGAACCGGCUUAGGAACAGUGCCCAACAGGCUUGACAGGGGUUGAGACGUUGGGCAGAAUGUAGGUAGGCAAGGUUUUUGUGGUCUGUCCAAAUAAUAAAAGGAUGCUGAGAGCCCUCGAGCCUGAAGCGUUCAAACCACAGCAAGUAACUCUUCAUUACCCACAUCAUAGUUCUUUUCUGCAGGGGACAGACAGCAUGAAAAGAGAGCACACUUCUGUGUCUGUGGGUCCCUUUUAGAGAGUACAGCCCCUGCUCCCGAGUCAGAAGCAUCAACUUCCACCACAAAUUGAAGAGAGGGAUCCGGAUGUCUUAACACUGGUGCUUAAGUGAAUAGGGACUUUUAACUGUUAAAGGCAGAGGCAGCUUCCGGGGACCACUUAAAGGGGAUGAUGGAGGAGGUUAGCUGAGUGAGAGGGGAUGCUACUUUGCUAUAAACUCUGAUGAAUCUCCUGUAGAAGUUUGCAAAUCUGAGGAAUCUUUGGAGGUCUUUGCGGGAGGUAGGGAUGGGCUACUCAGUUACAGCCUGUAUUUUGGCGGGAUCAGGUUGUAAUUGUCCUUGGGCUAUGAUGUAACCGAGGAAGCUGACUGAGGAAGAGUGGAAAUCACAUUUCUCAGGUUUCACAUAGAGUCAAUUCUCUAGGAGUCGCUAGAGGACAGGGCGGUCGUGUUGUCUGUGCUCCUCAAGGGAGUGGGAGAAGAUGAGGAUGUCAUCGAGGUAAACAAAGAUAAACCUGUUUAACAUGUCCCGCAGAACAUCGUUGAUGAAAGCCUGGAAGAUGGCUGGGGCAUUGGUGAGUCCGAAAGUCAUGACGAGGUACUCAAAGUGUCCCAAGGGGGUAUUAAAAGCUGUCUUCCACUCAUCUCCUUCCUUGAUUCUGAUGAGAUGGUAAGUGUUUCUGAGGUCCAGUUUGAUGAAAAUCUUGGCAUUGCACAGGGGUUCAAAACGACGGGUCGAUGAGAGCAAGAGGGUAUUUGUUUUUGACUGUGAUGUCAUUCAGGCCUCGGAAAUCAAUACAGGGGUGUAGGGAGGAAAAAUCCUGCUCCGAGAGGGGAGGAGGAAGGACGUACGAGGCCUGUGGCUAAGGAGUCUUGGAUGUAAGUUUUCAUUGCUUCUUUCUCUGGGUGUGACAAGUUGAACAGACAGUUACUGGGGCGGCAGUAGCUCAGGAGGUAGAGUGGUCAUCCAAUGACUGGAAGGUUGGCGGUUCGAUUCCCCCCUAUCCCAAGUCUGUCUGUUGUGUCCUUGGGCAAGACACUUAACCCCCCUUGCUCCCAGUGUGUGUCCUCCACAGAUGUAUGAUUGUGAGUGUUGUGUGGUGGUGGUCGGAGAGGCCGUAGGCGCAAAAUGGCAGCCACGUUUCCGUCAGUCUGCCCUAGGGCAACUGUGACUACUAAGGUAGUUUACCACCACCAAUCCACCAAAGAGAGCGUGCCAAUUCCUUGCUGAAGACAGUAGCAAUGUCAUGAUAGUCCUUGGGGACUGAGGUAAGGUCAGGUGGUGAAGGGCAAACAAGGGACAGCGGGAGAAGGGAUAUGCUGAGCGAAGGCAGUGUGAGUGACAGUGGACACUCCAAUAGUGAGAUAGUGGCAGUUUUCCAGUUCAUUUGAGGAUUGUGAAGUUGAAGCCAGGGGAGACCAAGAACUAUGGGUGAGUUUAGGGAAGGAAUGACAUAAAGUCUUCUCUAUGGUUUCCAGAUAUGAUAAGUGUCAAGGGGAUGGUACGGUGAGUGACUUCAGCUAUUAAUCUGCCGUCUAAGGCAGUGAUAAUCUUGGGACUGGGCAGGGUCUCUAGGGGAAGGUUUGGCUGUUUCACCAGUUUGUCAUGAAUGAAAUCGUCAUCGGCUCCGGAAUCUAUGAGGACUUGCAGAGGAAAGGAAUCCUUCUCCCAGAGGAUGCAGGACGGAACAGAGAUCUGUUUAGGAGAGCUGGGGGUAGAGGUGGUUUGACUCAUCAUUUGCACUCUCACUUACUAAUGAACUUGAUUUGGUCAACAGGCAGAAGGCAAGGAAAUGGCCAGCUUGACCACAAUACAGAGUUUUUGAUGGAUUCUUCUUUGCCGUUCCCUGGGGAGCAGCUUCACCCUACCCAGCUGCUUGGGUUUCUCUUGGGGAGUCGAGGGGCUGACCUGGGAACCGGGCUUGUGUGAGGGAUUCUCCAGGCCAGCAGAGGGAGCCAAACUAUGGGGCCUGACUACCCUGUGUUGACCAUUCUCCCUGCGUCUCUCCCUGAGGCGAUUGUCUAUACGAAUGGCCAACAAAAUAAAUUCCUUGAGUGAGCCGGGCUCAUCCGGAGAUGCCAGUUUAUCUUUCAGUUCAUCUGAUAAACUCCUCAGGAAAACUCCCCUGAGUUCUAGUUCAACCCAACCAUUCUCUGAGGCUACAAUACGGAAAUCUAUAGAAAAAUCAGCAUCUGACUGAGGUCCCUGAGAGAGAGAGAGAGAGAGAGAGAGAGAGAGAGAGAGAGAGAGAGAGAGAGAGAGAGAGAGAGAGAGAGAGAGAGAGAGAGAGAGAGAGAGAGAGAGAGAGAGAGAGAGAGAGAGAGAGAGAGAGAGAGAGAGAGAGAGAGAGAGAGAGAGAGAGAGAGAGAGAGAGAGAGAGUGAGAGAGAGAGAGAGAGAGAGAGAGAGAGAGAGAGUGAGUAAGUAAGCGUUUACCUGCCUCUUGACCCUGUAGGAGGUGAUCAGACACUUUGCAUAACUCAUCAGAAAAAUUAGGUCAAGGCAGGAGACCCCUGUUCCCAAACUGCUGUAGCCCAUUUAGCUGCCUUGCCUCUUAAUCACAAAUUAAUCACGAGGGCUUUUUAGCUCUAUCAGAAGGAUAGCUAUGAGGCUGCUGAUCAAACACUGAAGAACAUUGCAACAAAAAUCUACUACAAUUACCUAUCUCCCCUGCGUAAGGCUCAGGAGGGGAAACAAAAGGCUCUUUAUGAUGGAGAGGGAGUUGAGAGGAAGCCGCAAUAUCAGGUGAGGGAGCUGUACUCACAGAGGGGUCAUUAGUCGAGGUGCUGGGAAAUAGAUUGGGAGUCUGAAGUUGAUCUGACAGGAGGGAGAUCUGGGUGCUGAGAUUCAGUAAUGUUUCCAUGAUUCCUUGAAGCAUGUUUUCAUGCUGUCCAAGAUGGAUUCCCUGGUUGGUGAGGGCCAUUCUGAUUGAGUCUGGGUUUGCUGGGUCCAUGGUUGGCCAGAGUACUCUGUUAGGAAUGAUGUGGAGGGUUUGUACCCAAAAUGUAAAACCAGACUGAGAAAAGCUAAAACAGGUUUAUUUCUGAGAUAAUAUGGGUGAGGGUUGUGUGCAAUAAUACUCUGGCACUGAGGCUUGUGACUGCAGCGGUCUUAAAGCUGGCUUGAUUGCAGAAUGGAUACAGGUGAGUCUCCUCAGCACCUCAGGUGGGGGAAGGGAGCAGCCUCUGGAAAAGGUGAAGUGAGAAGCACAACCCACACAGGAAACAGGAUCUCUAACCCAAAUAAAAUGUGAAAAUUUCAUGUUCACCACAUUAUGUCAGUAUGACAUCUCAGCCUCUGAUUGUUUUUUUUUUUAGUUGUAAUAGGAAAGGUCUCAGUGAAGUGAGCUUAUCAGCAGGGCAGCAGCAGCAUGAAACUGGUCAAAUUCAGUAGCAGAGAUGUCACAGACAAAACAACAAUAAGGAGUCAAAUGAAUAAAGAGGUAAACUAAAAUCUAUAAUAAAUAUGGGGUUUUGGCAGACUGACAGGACUUCAUAGAAAUACUGAACAAGAAAAACUCUUGAAAAACCAUAAAAGGCUGGAAAGAGUAGAUGAAACCCAAGAAACACAGGUAUGAGGAGAAGAUGAACCAUUUCAAUAAAGCUUGUAAAUAAAUAUGUUUUACAAUAAAGGCAUGUCCAGAGGAAGCUCAAACAUUUGUAGCUGUAUGGUGACUAAAGGAUGUCAAUUCAAAUGUCUUUGUUUCACAGCAAUGACAUAAUAAUGAUGAUGAUAAUAAUAAUAAUAAUAAUAAUAAUAAUAAUCAGAAACCCCCGUUUCUGUUUUUAGGCUAUGUUUAAAAAACUCUUAAGAAAUGCAGUUUUUAAAGAAACAUUACACAUGGGUAGUUAUAAAACAAUCAGUUAACAAACAAGACCCCAGCCUAUUAUAAUCUCAAGAAAACAAAAGAUGUUUCGCCCACUGACCUAAAAAUCAGUGGGCUGAUCCCCACAUUCCCCCUCUAAAGGGAGAGUCAAACAUACAGCUCUGUUUCUUUAAUUAAUUAUAUCUGGAUGGAUCUGAUUUCUUGAGACGUAUCUAAGUAGCAAUAGAAAUAUAUCAAAAUCUUUAAUAAAAAAACAAAUGAAGCUGUUACAGCGGGAAAAGAGAUCAAGUAAAUACACUGAUACCUAUACUGGGUUUCCGUUAAAUCAUACUCCAAGAAGAAGCAAUUACUUUGAUAGGUCAAACCGGAAGCUACGUAGGAUUAUCUGGUCUGUAGCAGAUCGUGGAUGCUGAAGCCUAUAAACAGGAUAUUACUGACCCAUAAACUCUGCGAUUAGUAAUAAUUAGAGCAUAGUGUCUUAAUUAGAUACCUUUCAGUACAGUUUAAAGGGUUACUUGCCUUAAAUUAGCCUUGUUUUUUUAUUUAUUUUUUUUUAUCGCGGGAAUCACAGACUGGCUCGAUGGGAAUCUCGCCCUGAUGGUUUUUCACUCGAGCUGCUGUCACUGGAUAACUCCUCUCGGAUAGCCUGGAGGAACAAGUAUUGUUUCAUCGCAUAUUUUGCUGCUGUGAUAUCGUUGGUGUGGAGAUAAACCUUAGUCGCAUGGUGCUGUGAUACGUCCUCUUGUUAAAUUGUAGGGAUAGUGAAACCAACGUCACACGGGCACGGCGACCGCUCUGGUAAGAUACCUGUUCAUCUCCGGUGUUCUGUCCAGUUUAGCUGCCCUGUAAAAAUGCUACUGUAGCGUUAAUCGAUAGAUGAGACUCUCACAUAAUGCGCAAAGUGCAUCAUCGCAUUCGUACUACACAAAUGUGUAAUUUAGUUGACCUGUAAUUAAUGCAUUCUGACUUGAAACAAAUCCUUUAUUAGAUUAUCUUUGGUCGUGAUGACAAGUGCCCAGGAUUGUGUCUCUGCGCAGGCGCUUGUCUGCGCAGAGCCGUUUAGCAGCAGGGGUAGCACUGUGCGUCAGAACACCGAGGGAUUAACCGUUAGCUCGUCGCGCCUCAAGCUAGCAGUCACCUACACAUGCAUAUGACAUACUAGCAAAGUCUGUGCGAACCUGUGGCUGGAUGGGAAGCUGCUAUGAUUUUAUGACCGGACGUUUGUCUUAAUUACUUUAUAAGGGGUUAAGUAAGCCUCCAAAUUGAAUUGUUCUGAACCUUUGUCAGUCUGUUGGCAAUUACGCACAGGGGCGUGUCCAGAGAGAUGGCCAGGGGUGGCAAGAGCCCACUAUUUAAAUUUGACUGAAAUCUAUGUAAUAUAUCCUACAUAAUCUGAGGGGAUUUAACAUCCACAUUUUUUGAGUACAUGGAUUUGGACUCCUGUUUUCCAUCUCAGGGGGAUAUUUUUGGGCACUAUGACAGGUUAAUCUUAUCAGAAAACCAUCUUUAUAGUAUAAACUAGUAUGCAGCUUACACUUAGACACCAGCUGAGCAGAGAUAUUACUGUACUGAAAGUACUGAAAAGGAAACUACAUACAGGAAAAGGCACUACAUACCACAAGAGCUAAUGUUUCCAGCACCCAGAUAUUAUUUAAUAACCAAUACAGUGUACCUGCUCCAAAUGUGAUCCAUUACAGCUUUUUGGUUUAACAACAAAAAUCCACUGGGACUUCAAUAAAGGUCCGCCCAAAAAACUAGAUUUCCAAACAGUAUCCCUGGACAUCAUUGGCCUGAUUUGCAUGAUUUGCCCAGGACUUCCUUACGCCGAUCUUAUAAGCUACAUCAAAUCGGCUUUUAUUUUGCAUUUUAUGCAAUUUGUAUGAUCAGCCAUAAUGUCUUAAUUCACUGAUCCAAUCAAUGACGUCCUUAUCUUUUAGGGACUUUUUUUGCAGAUGCUCCCAUUGCAUACAUUGCAGAUGGCAUAUGUUUUAUCACUCUCAUUUACUGUGCAGAAGUUUAAUUGAACCGACAUUUGUUUGCUUGUGAUGAUUCAAGUUUAAAAAAACCUUAUUGCCAGUCACAUAGUGACAGGCUCAAAACAAUCGCCACAAAGAUGUAAGCACAUAAGACUAAUGAUAGAUGGUUGGUUUUGCUUUAAACAAACAAAGCAAAACAGAUAUGUCUCAUCCAUUUAAAUGUUUUUAUAUGUUUUUGUGGACUUUACGUUUUGAGCUUUAUUACUAUGUUAUGGACAGUAAUAGUGGAUUACAAACAGACGUUGGCGGUGUGGAAAUUCUUUACCGUGAACCAGAAAGAUAAAACACAAGCUGUAUGCAACCUCUGCAACAUUUCAGUACCCCGGGGUGGAACAUCUACAAAUAGGUUGAACACGACUGAUAAAAUCAGGCACUUAGACAAGGAACUCAAUGAAUAGCAUGCUGAGUUAAUAAAAAAAAAAAAAACGACACUGAAACGACUACAGCAAAUGACUUAAGACCAUGCCUGGUCAUACAGAAGGCGAAGGAGUGGGAGUACAAGCAAACUAAUGGAAUUUACUGUGCUGGCCACCCUACUGUUCAGUAUAAUUGAGAACCUGUAUUCCAAUGCUUGCUGGCGUACUUUAAUUCCGCACUAUGUCCUCCCAGGACACAUACUGGGGCGAUACUGGUCUCGCUAUCUUGCCUGUGCAAGUCCAGCCAAAACAAUCUAUGCAUGCUCUGUAGGCCUGUCACGAUAACAAAUUUUGCUGGACGAUAAUUGUGCUACAAAUUAUCGCCGAUAAACGAUAUUAUUGACACCGUUUUUUAAAUUAUAGAUAAUGAUAUUAUAUGGCAUAAUAAUGCGAGUACACCAUGUCAAAAGUGAUAAACUUUAAUUUCCACACGAGAACAACACUGGUUGUUUUCGUUGACUAAAAUAUUUCCCUUUUCUCCCACGACGAAGACGUAACGUUGACGAGCUAAACAUAAGUCGGAGAUGACUAAAAUGUGACGAGACAAAAGUGCGUUUACGUUGAUGGGACGAGACGAAAAUGACGAACAGAGUUGCAAAACUCAGUCAGUUAAACGCUAAACAUAUAGGAGCAGCUUCAGUCCACUCUGACAGCUCUCAUCAUCCUGCUGUGCUCCUCCAACACACAGACGCACGCGCGCGCGCGCACACACACACAAGUUUUGUGGUUGACGAAAGCAGAAAUAUUCCCACACUUGGGCUGUUGCGUUCGGUUAAGACACCAAAGCUGUCGUGUUCAUUCUGUUUGCUUGCUUUUCACUCACGACGCUCACUUGCAGCACUGUAUCCAAAAGUCUGUGUCUGUGUGCCUGUGCGCGCCAGCCCCCUCGUGACAAAGACACUGAAUGACUGACAGGAGGGUUCACUAACUCCGUUCAUUCCGCUAUAGAGCCAACGCCCCCAGGUGCCGAGAACAAUGCGCAGAGUGAGACCUCUUCUCUAAUCCAGCAUGUUUGGUAGCGAGAGAGGAGGAAAACAAACGCACGUUAAUUAUCGAGGCUGGCAAAAUGACCGACCUCGUUUUUAUUUAUCGAGCGAUAAGGUGAUUUAUUGAUUAUCGCGACAGGCCUAAUGCUCUGUACUCUUCUGUCUUUUGAUGCAUUUCCAAGGCAGCGUUACAGUGCAUCUUACUGACUUGGCACAUUGUUUUUAGUGGUUUUGUGUUUACGCAAAUAUUUCCUGGAACGAUUUCGUAUUUAUGGAAAACUUUUAAAGCGAAACAGCAAUAUAUCAUUUUUGUCACCGUUUGGACAAGGUCUGAGCUAAACUGCGAUGUGUAUUAUCAUGUCGAGAGCCGUGGAUGCCCUCUAGUGGUUACUGAUGUUUAACCUUUCAGUCAGUUUGGGGUAAAAAUUGUCAAACAUAGUUAAAAAAUAUUUAGGGAUAUGUUUUUUUUAAAACUCAGUGAACAGUACAGAAGUGUAUACAGUCAAUAAACAAGUUAUAAAUAGACAUAUUGCUACUUCAUGUGAUCAGUGUGUGAUUGGUCAUUGGUAUACAAACUGAUCAAUCAGUGAUCGGUCCCAAAAAUCUUGAUUGUGUAAGGCCUAGAUGUAACCAACUCUUUGAGGUGUGUUGUGGCAGGCUGCUGGUAGCAUUCUUUGUAUGAAGAUGUGGCACUUUGUUUCUUUGAUACUUGACUCUGACAUCCUUGCUAGAAAGAUAUUCUGGUUCCCCAGACUGCCCUGAAAAUUAAAAAAAAAAAAAAAGACCUAUAUUAUGGUUGUGCAUUACUUUGGUGAGGAUGUACAUGGCUUUUUACACCGGGAGCGUGGCCUUGAAAAAUUCAAAAGAAAGGUCUGUAGAUCUCAGAGGGUUAAUGAGAGAAAAUCAGAUUCACUGGACAGAUGUUGAGGGGAUGUUCAGUUCAUCAACUGUGUGAGUUUGCAUGGAAUUUCUACAAGACUUUUUCCUUUAAAUGAUGAUUCUCUAUAUAAAUCCUUCAUGAAUAAAAGGUUAGGAGAUAAUAUGUCACCACUCUUUUGUUACUCAGGGUUCAGAACUGCAAACAUAAGUUUAACAUCUAUGUGAUAGCGACCAGUAAAUGUUAUUAGUCAGGGUCCAGGGAAGGUUUAAGUAGUAGUAACUUGAGUUAUAAAUAAAUGAUAUGUUUUGUGUUACGUGUAAAAAAAGGCCAGGACCCAAUAUUGCGGAGACAAAAUCACCAAAAGUUUAACAAAAAUAUCAGCAAGAAAAAAACAAAAAAACAUAAAAUCACCACACAGGGUAAAAAGGCUCGGGGGGGCACGGAGCGCUACUGAAACAGAAGAAAAACAAGUGUCAGGAAAAAUUACAGAAAAGCUCAAACAACCUCUGACACUAAAAGUACAACUUAAAUAGACCGUGUGGGGCAAGUAACAAAGGAAUAUAAAGUCAACUCGAAAGUUCAACAGAAAACAAAAGACAAACUGAAAAUCACCUAAGAAAAAUGAGAGGGAAAAAACUAGACCUAUAAAAGUACAAAACAACUGAGACAAAGUGACAAACAAACUUACAAAAGACACAAAGGCAGACUGGAGGUCACGAGAGGUACAGAGUGAUUCGGCUCGAGAGGAAGACUAAGAUAAUCAUCCGGCAAAGAGCAGGACAGGGAUCUGGCUUUUAAAGGCCAGCUGAUGAGCACAAUGAGGUGCAGGUGUGUUCCUGAUCAGCCGAGCCAGCUCCGCCUCCUGCCAUGCUCCAGUGCUGCAGGAAGAGAAAGAGAGAGCACACAGACAACCAAAACAUAAAGAAACAGCCCUGGACAUUUUGCUGUGUGUUAGACAGGCUGUACUACAGCAAAAGAUUCCUAUUUACUAGUAUGGAAAUAUAAAUUGUGACUAACUGAUUCUAAAGGGAAGAACAGUCGCAGAAAAAAAGCCCAAGCCAGCUCAUGGAUUCCAAUUCCUAAUGACUCCUUAUUUCGAUUCCAAACAGGUGAACGGAAGCUAAAUGAAAAUUUAGGAGACUGUUGCAAACUAAACAGCAACAUCAACAUCAUGUAAAUACAUAUAAUAGAUGAGAAUGUAAAAUUAAGUACAUAAGGUAAGAGAUGCUUCUGAUAAAAUGCUUCUAAUGCUUCUCUUCUAUCGUUUGGCCACUGUUAGGGAAAGCCACAGCGGUGCUUGCUCUGGGGCUUGAUGUCUCACACCGCAAGACAUCAAACACUGCACAGUCCUGAAGUUCAAUGCCAUGAAGUCUUAAAUGUCUUGUCAGGUUGGAAGUGCAACCUGUCUUGCAGCUUAUUAACUUCCCACAUGUGCUGCACUGUUGCACCAGACUGUGUGUUUACUCAUAGCUUUGGUGGAGAUGGAAUAGCAGGAGAGUGAUCCUUGACAGUUAAAUUUAUCUGGGGUGAUUUAAUGUGCUCUGAACUCUUGUUUUUGUUCCCACACCAUUGUCAAAAGAUUGAAAGAUUUCUUGAGCAUGUGCCUUCAGUAGUUAAAGGUGAAAUUGUCUUUAACUUAGCAUACAAAUACUCUGUUUUGAUGUAACAUAUGACCACAUUUGUUUGUCAAGUCAACUCACACCCAGUGGAUGGUGAUUCCUCUCUCUCUGGCCUGUUUGUCUCGGUGGGUUUCAGUCUGUGUGGUUGCUUGGCUGUAGAGUCAAUAUAAUUCCCAGAUCAGAUAAUGCUGUAAGGGUGUGCAAUUAUUAAAGCAGGUACCAAGAAAGAUAUGUAGGAAGCAGAAUUAUUUUCUCAUGCAGAAAAUGCUUUAAGAUCAUCCUUUAUUAUUGAGGUUUAGACUCAUCAGACAAUCUGUCAGAUAUAUUUAAAACCAAGAAAACAAAAAUAUGAUGAAGUAAGCAAGAACACAACUUAUUCUUCACAUUGCUUGAACCACAAAUAACACAUAUCAUUUGACUAGUUGUUGUAUUUGAAGAUGGAUGUUUUCAGACAGCACAAAGUGUUCACUCUGCUUUCCUUUCUGUUGUCUUGUAUUAGCUUGAAACAAAGACAUUUGAAGACUGUUAAUGUGUUGUGAAAAGUGAGUAGGUGUUGGUGUUGACAUUGCCCUGUUUUCUCCCUCUCUUUUUUUUAAGUGAUGGAUAAUGCUCAUACAAAGACAGUGGAGGAGGUUUUGGGCUUCUUCACCGUAAACGAGUCAACAGGUCUAAGCUGUGAGCAGCUGAAGAAGAACAGGGAGCGAUGGGGACCCAACGGUACCAGACAUCAUUAUCAUUAUAUCUCUUUAGAAUAAUAAAAUAGACUGAACUAAAAAGCCAUCAAACUGCAAAUAUUCAUAUAAAAAUAAUACAUAUCUUUUGUAACUAACCAUCGCACCCUGUGAUGUUUGAAUGAUCACAUUGCUAUAACUCAGUUAUUUCAUGGAUUAAUAAAAAGAAACAAAUUAAUUACUCCAUAUACAUUAAAGCCAAAUAAACAUUCUUUUCCCCACAAAUAACAUUUUUUUGAGGGACUUGAAAUGAAUUAAUUCAAGGACACAGAAGUAUCAGGUUAUGCUAAACAUGGCGAUUCCACAUUUAAAGCUAAUGUGUGUAACUUCUAUCGCCCCCUAGAGGAUUUCUGCGUUAUUACAACAAUACAGCCAGCUCUUCAAUAUGACGUAUGGCCUGGUGUAACCCGUACAAGGAGUAACACUCGCGACUCACUGCACACUGCUCAUCACGUUACACGGACUAUAACUGUCUACACAUUGUUUAGGUCACUAAAGUUACUUGUCACAGCACACAGUUACACAUAGCAACAUGAACCAAACACCUUGUAAGUUAUUACUUAUUAGGCUAACAAUUUGGCGAACACCAGGCUGCGAAUAAUACAUGACAUUUAUAGCGCCAUUUACGAGAAAAUAAUUUCCAGGGGCUGGGGGUAGAUAGCCUGGGGCCGGGGUGGAGAUACAGGGCUGGAGGUAAAGAUCUAGGGGUUGGAGAGCCGGGGAUAAGUAUUCAAUCCAGUACAUGUAACAGCAACACAUCCUGCUUGUGAUAAACAAAGUCACUGACUUGGCCAGCAGGAUCAAGGUAACAUUGGUGUCGGACCUCAGUCCAAUCUCCUCCUUCAGGGCUCUCCAUAGAGGAAAAGCGAAGCUGAUGCAAAUCCGCAUUCAUCUUCUCCGUUUGUCACUCUCUUUCUUCGCCAACAGACUAGGAUCCACUUCUAACCCUUUUGGUCGCUUCUUUGGGUUCUCCACCAUGUUGCGUCUUGCAGCUUCAUUUCCUGAGCGCAAGCACUGGAAUUUCGCCACUGACACCAAAUACAAGAAGAAGUACUGAAAAAUACUGCAAGGUGUUAGAGGAGCCGAGUGGCUUAAUUAGCAUCGUAUCAUCUCUUGUAGUGGCUCGGGUGAAACGGAUAUUUACAAACACGCUAAAGUUACGCACUAUAGCUUUGAACACUAGUUGAUGAGUGAUUGGAUUUAACUUCCGAUCAAAAAGGGGAUAAGACAGACAUGUUAUCAUUUAGAUUAGAUGUUUGUAACACUGGCCAAAUUAAUCAGAAAACCAGUGAAUUGCUCUAUCCCAACUUCUGGGUAUUCUGUAAUAUAAUUUGUUCAGAUGUCAGCUGAUGACAUUUGUCUUCUUUUCUAUCUGUUUUUUCUUUUGCCUGCAGAAUUGCCAGCUGAAGAAGGUAAGCAAUCGUCCUGUUUUACUAUUUUCUACUCUGUCUCUCUUUGUCUUCUUUUUUCUCACUGCCAAAAGUUACAAAGGCUAAGAGUGUCCAUAGAGAAAAAAGGAAGAACAUCUACAGCAAUAUGUGACUGCUCUGUCUGCUCAGAAUGAUAUGGUGUCAGAUUGCUCAUUGUGACUCAUUAUGAAUGAUGAUUUCUUCAAUUAAAAGUUACAUAUCAUCAUUGACUACUGAAAGGGAGCAAUCCUGAUCUCUGAUCAUCCAAGCCCUACAUAAAUGGUCAGUUUAUGUGCAGGGAAGAUAUAUUUGAAAUAUCUUGAAACAAAUGUAAGCUACAGCAGUGGUCCCCAACCUUUUUUGUGCCACAUACCACUUAGUUGUCAAACAAUAUUUUCAUGGACUGGCCUUUAAGGUGUGGCGGAUAAAUACAACAAAAUUAAAAUUAUUUGACCUGCAUAAAAACUGUGAUAUUCUCACAAUACAGUAAUAAAACUGAAUCCACUGUGUACUCCUUUGCAACCUGCUUAGCAGCAUCCUUGUAACAUUGCGCCGACAGCACAACAUGAGUAACAUCCUCUCUGCCCCCUGACACUCUCUGGUCUCUAUCGUAACAUCUAAACAUACCUUCAAAAUAACAUACACAACAAAAACAAAUGUUAAGUGCAUGAAAAAUACAACUUAUCAUAACGCUGAACCAGUGGAAGCCCUGAGCUUGUCGCUUUGCCACAAGACAGUCCCAUCUAAGAGUAAUUGAGGACAAUGACUCCUGAAGUGUUUUGCUUAUGUAAGGUCUACUCAGUAUUUUUUUUUUUUACAAACCCCACUUCACAUGGAUAGGACUCAUGGUAUUGUCUCCUUUUUUCUUUAAAGUUGUAGGCUCUUCUUCUGUCUCCUCACUGGGCCUUUUCCUCUUUGCAAAGAACCUCUCCAAAAACAUUUGUUUAUUACUCAUUUUGCUAGCUUGUAGGUUUAAUUUUCACGGUAAUGUAAAAACGUGACCGACACAAUCAUCUUGACUCUUGACGCACCAAGAAUGAGUCAUAGACAGAUGUAACGGAGAGAAUCUGGUCUUUUUUCAAGAUUGAAUAUUAUUGAAACUGAAAUAACAAAUAAAACAGAAAUUAUGUUAUUGAUAUUUUCUGUGCGGCCGGGUACUAAAUGACCCGCUGAACAGUACCGGUCUGCAGCCCAGGGGUUAAGGACAGGUGAUGCAUCCAACUGACCUGUUUUAAGAGAACAUCUGAAAAAUGUCACCCAUGAAAAAGGGUGUCAACUGUCCAAAAGAAAACCUUAUCCUAACAUCACCUUAAUGGACUGCACUGUAUAUAUACUGAGUACAUUUGUGGUACUGAGCAUCUUAGCGCUGUCCAAGGUGCUGAGCCUGCUGCUGGGAGCUGCCAGGAAGCUUCUCAGAGAGCUCUCUUCUUCCCGAGUCAACAAGACAGACAGACAGCUCCUCUUAAGCACAACUUGCUAACAGGUGCCUGUUCUAACCCAGUUCCUUUCUGUGCAGGGAAUUACAACUCAUACAGCUACAUCUCCACAUCUGACAAUUUAUAUCCCAUGGAAUCACAUAGAAUCUGCUAUAACACUGUUCAGAGAGCCAACACUGGCAUGUUACUGCCCGACUGUGUGAUUUUACAUGGCACCAUCUGAAAGCAAUUUGAAGACAUGUAACACAACAAAGGGGACAACAUAUGGACACGUAACAAAUAUGUCUUGCAUCUUUAUGAGGGGUUUGCUAUCUGCUCUGAAGGUAAGAAGCUGCAGGACUUCACAGUCAUUAUAAGAACUGGUGGAUAUUUGUAGAGUCCGCGAGAUAACCCUCUGUCUUUUUUUUUUUUUCAAUUCGUUUGUAAAAACACUGCACAAAACAUCACACCCCUGUCCCAUCCUGCCUGUUCCAAGAUUUGAACCUUUGGUAAUUGCCAUAAGUACCUCCCAGCUUCAACCUUAGGAGUGAAUGAUUGAGCCCCUAUUUGAUAUUUUUAUCCUCCAUCCAGAACAGAGUAAUUUAGCCACAGCUCCAUCUUACUCAGGCUAACAGAGGCUGCAGAAUACAAGAAACAGUCAUGCUCAUGAUGUUUGUAUGAGCAUGUCUGGAUACCUCUGCAAGUAUGUUGGGUCAUCCAAGAUAGUUUUUUAGCUCAUGUAACUCAAGAGAAAUGUUAUCUUGCCCACCAUACUAUAGUACAUUAGGUGCUCUUGAUGUUCACAAUAGGGGUUUGACAACUUCUUAUUUUUACUAGUGGCCAAGUUUUCCAAAAUAUUCACUGGGUGGCUAUGGAAGAAAGAGCAGAAAUAAUGGUACAAUUAAAACUGUCUUCUAUGAUGCUAACAACUCAAGCAUUCACAGUAAGGUAUCUGCAUUAAAACACAAGAAAGAAAAAAUCACAAUGAAAAGUAUUAUAGUCAUACAGCUUUAGGGCUGCUGCUAGCCCCCUUACUUGUGGCUAUAACUGUUGGAUUUACCCAGAAUUUCCACCGUAUAUGUAUAAACAUCUGCCAAUUCCUACCGGAUCUGAUUGUGAGGCGAAUUUCGUGGCGGAUUACAGCAGUAACGCGAGAAGUCACACGAACCUGUGACGUGAUUCACGUGCAAUCGUGCGAUAACAAGUUGUCUCUAUAAAGACAGCCAUAUAACCAUGUAAGCUGUAGAUUGUGUCCUUCCAGAGGAGGAAAUCUACUUCUAGACUUUUAGAAUUAGCAUCUGCUCAUCCAUGGUGUCAUCGAGGUGAGCGGCACAGCCCGGCGUAAGUAUCCCCCCUCCCUAACUCAACUCCUCCCAGCAGUGUAAGUCGUAGGAAGGGAGCAGAGAGGGGGUGGAGUGGGUUUAACACAGCCGAGACCUGUAUUGACCAAUAACAUCAGCUCCUUUCUUCACCUUUAAAUCCGCCACCGGUGAGAUGUAUUACUAUUUUCGUGACGUAGUCAAAGAGAUCAAGAGAUGUCUGCAAACAGCAAUGCCACACAAUGGCGACAGAAGGCAGCCCCUCAACAAGUGUCGGUGUAAACGCUGCAUUGGGCGUCCUCCACACUGUCUCAAAUAAGCACAGAUGGAUUUGGUGUGUGUAAUGUUGGACCCACUAGUAAGACAAACACCCUUUUCCACAAAUAAAGACACUCACAUAAAGUUGCAUAUAUUUAAACCUCACGUGACAAAGGUGGGUUGUGUGCAGAGAUCACAUCAUAAAUUCCAAUAAUGGCAUUAAAAUCAGAACCAUCUGUGCGUAAAUGAAGCAUCGCACUCCGUGGACUGGCUGUUUCUUUCAUAGAUGUUGGCAUAUAAAAUAAAUUUGGCUCACAAAACUGAAUAUUAUAAUAUUCGUAUGUAGGCUUAAAGUAAAUAACUCAUCUGAUCACUGAAACAAAUCAUCUGUUCAGCCGCUGCAGCAGCAGCUGCAGCAGGACGGGGAGAGGACACAGAGACAUGUCCAGGUUGAGCUGCGCGAGAAAUAAGAGGAAGAGGAAUAAAGAAAAGGAGGGAGACGAAUUACAUAUCUUGUUCACUUCAUCAUGUGUGUUUAUUUACUAGAUAUUUCAUUUAAAUUAAUGCGGUUUCAGCUGUGUUGAUUCGGUCAGGUUGUGUGUCCAAACGCGUGCCAAACGCGCUCAUCAGAUCAGAUAUAGAUCACAAUAUAUCUAUAUAGAUCUAAAUGUAUGUGCUGACUCAGAUUAUUAUUAGCGGGGUCUGCACCCUCCACCGCCUCACCGGCGGACACGAAAAUAGAGCCCAUUAACUCAAAUGGUUACGAUCAGUGGGUACAGCCUUUUCGUAGCCAUUCUAGAGCCUUUAUUUUCUCCCUCAGAUUCAGGCUGAUUUUGUUUGUUUCUUCUGUCUUUAUCUGUUUCCUGUUGCCCCGUGCAGGAAAGUCACUCUGGGAGCUGGUCCUGGAACAGUUUGAGGAUCUGUUGGUCAGGAUCUUACUGCUCGCUGCGUGCAUUUCCUUUGUAAGAAAAAUACAAAUUCAUGCAUGGCUACCAACAAACACACACAGAUACACACUUGUGUGUGUUCUUAUGAACUAAAACUGUCUCUUCUCCUGUCCUCUGGCUUAUAGACCCUUGCGUGGUUUGAAGAAGGGGAGGGAACAAUUACAGCCUUUGUUGAACCUUUUGUUAUCCUCCUCAUCCUCAUUGCCAAUGCUAUUGUUGGAGUGUGGCAGGUAAAACAAGACUGUUCUGCACUUGUGUGUCUUUACAAUGUUUUAAAAUGAUAAUGAUAGCACUCACUAAAUAGCUCCAACUCAAAUCAUCCUUGAGUGGGCUUUUACAGAGUGUCAAAUUUCCUGUGUUGAUAGCCCUUAAGAAGAGUUGAUGUAUGGUAUAUUUGGUAUUUGUAUCAGAUUAUGUAACUGGCUUUCGUACACCUAUGUGCUACAUUGUUCUUUUUGUUGAAUUCACUAACUCUUUGUUUUGGUGUCUUUCAGGAACGUAACGCAGAAAAUGCCAUUGAGGCGCUGAAAGAGUAUGAGCCAGAAAUGGGAAAAGUUUACAGGCAGGACAAAAAGAGCGUCCAGAGAGUCAGAGCCAGAGACAUCGUCCCUGGAGACAUUGUCGAAGUCGCUGGUAGGCAGAAAAAGAGCUUCACUGUUAUCUUUUGAAGUCUGUGCUUUCGGUGAUGGAUGAGAUUUUUGUGCUUGGUGUAAAAGUUUUUAGUGAAACUAUUGAUAUUAGUGCAGACUGCAGCUGUGAGUGAAAAGGCAGUUGAGCAAUGCAGGUGAAAUCCAGAGAAAUCCGAGAGGCAUGAUCCUAAUCCACUGUGUCAGGAUAACCUCACAACAUGAACCCAAACACACAACAUCCUAAUGGCACAGAAAGACUCCAGACUUCACAGACACUGAGCAGAGGGAAAACCAUGCAGCCACGUCAUAAUCUCAGCUCUGACUCACGUAUAAUCUAGGAUAUUACUCAUACAUAAUCUGAGCAAUGACUCAUGGUACAAAAACAACUCAACCAAAAUUGAAGGCAGAGAGAUUAAAGUGCAUUGAAUUGAUUUCACAGAUGCAGAAAAAUCAGACAUAGUCAGCAACCAAACAUUUAUAACAGCAGCCACAAAAAUCUUUAUCAGACACCUGAGUUUGUUUCUUGAUGACCGCCUUCUGAAUGAACCACAUCAUCAGGUCACACAAACAAGCACGUUAGAAAAACACCUCGCUUUUUUUGCUCACUAAUCAAACAGGAUGCAUGACUCAGCUACAAACAGGAUGUGAGCUUGAUUUGUUGCUGCUAGCUGCUAUUGUUGACUAUUGACUGUAUAUGAAGGUCUUUUUCUUCCCAUUUUUAAAAGUGAUGCUGACAUACUUCCCCACUGAUGGUAGGUAUGAUGUGCUGGUGAUGUAUUUUGGAUUAGCAGAGAAGCAAUCUGGCUGGUAGAGCCACAGAGGUCACAGCUCAUCAGCUCAUCAAAGGCUGUUUGUGCAGGAUUAGAAUAUCCUGAGGACCUCUGCUAAAUUACUCUCCUGACCUGCGUGUCUUUUGUUUGGCUCUUUCACAAACAAUAAGUGACAUCUGUUAUUUUUUACCUUUCUGACUGAAAAUGCUGAGGCACUGUUUAAAAUAAGAUCAUCAGAUUAUAUAGAUGAUAUAUUUUUUUUCUUUCUUUUUUUCCUAGACUUUAUCCAACUGCCGUUAAGAACCAGAAAGAGAGUAAAAAAUAAAAAAGAAAGAAAAGAAAAUUUCACAGGAAUCACAUGCACAUAUGCACUAGGGGUGUGAAUCUCAGCACUGAGGACGAUUCGAUACGCAUCUCGAUGCACUGCCAGCGAUACGAUACUUUAACGAUACAUGGAAUUUUCUGGCGAUACGAUGCGAUACGAUUCACCCUCUUUAUGAUGCGAUAUGAUACGAUAAUGAUUUAGUUCAAAUCAAUGCGAUCCGAUACGAUAAGAUGCAAUUUGUUGCGAUAUGAUACAAUUCAACAUGAUGCAAAUAAGCAAAGAAAAAAAAGAAAUAAAAAUAAAAGAUGGAAUUCAGUAUGGUACUACAAAAAUGAUUUGGCUUUAUUCCUUAAAGGCACUUAGCAGUAAAUUCAACAAAAGUGCUUUUUGUCUUUUUUCUAUGCUCCUUUGGGUUCCAUUUUGUACAGUUACACAGAUUAGACAGACCUUCUGCAACUGUUAAGGAAUCUGAAUCAAUAAAAUCAAAAAAAAAAAAAAAAGGAUUCCAAUCCCAACCCCACAUCACACAAGUGCUCUAUACUUGUUGGGUAAUAUUACAGUACACAUUAUUAAACAACUAAUGCACUGCCUAACAUGGUGCAAAUAAACCAUUCAAUGGCCAUACUACUGUCUGCCAAACCAGUGUGCUAGAGUUGACUUUCUAACUGGCCACUGAAAAUCAGUGAUUUGAGUGAGUUCUGCAAUAAUAAAAGAGUGAAACAAUUACACAAUAAUAACUGCUGUAAAAAGUACAGUAAACAGCAACAACAAAACACUCUCAAUGAGUAACCUAAAGUGACACUUUCAAUAGUGCAAUCAAUGUUAAGGGAGGGGAGGUGGCGUUAGACUUGUCGGUGAUGUGGUGUACUCUUUUUAAGUGGGUCUGCAUGUUUGUCGUGCUGCCGUUGUACGGCUUCUUAACGCGGCAUUCUUUGCAAAUGACGGACGUUUUGUCGAGCUUUCCAUCUUUCUUUGCAAAUCCGGAGUGUUUCCAAACAUAUGAUUUAAACGUAGCGGGUGCAUUACAUAUAAACUCUUCCUCUCUGCUGCUCACUUGUACGUGGUCCAUGCUGUUUUACUAGUAGUGCAUUGUAUGUCCCUCACGGCUUCCGUCCAUAUUCAAUACAAAACGCGAAAUAAUGAUGGUGCAUUCAUUGCGCCUGGGGAACAGCAGAUGGGGUGAAGUUUAACAUGAAUAAAACGGCGCUUGCAUCGGAUUUUACUGAUACCCACCAACGCAUCUAGAUGAAUCUAGAUUUAACCCAUCAAUUGCAUCGAUAUCCAGUGAAUGAGCCGACGCAGUGGCAUCGCGCACAUGCGCAUCAAUGCAUCGAUUAAUUUAGAUUAUUUUCCACACCCUUAAUAUGCACACAGUAGGGCUGCUCUAUUAUGGCAAAAAUCAUCCGUUUUCAGCUCUUUUACUGUUUACAUCUGAUCAUUGGCUGCAGAUCCAAAAAAUCCUUCUUUAAAACCUCAAGACUUUUUUGCCUGGAAGUCAUGAGCUCACAGGGCUUAUCAGUGCGACUGUUUCACUCGCAUUUGCGACUAAAAAUAGAUGUGUGCGAAUUGAAAAAUGUAUUUAGGGGCACAUGUGCGCUUAAAAAAUCAGCAGGGGUAACAAAUGUUUUUUCAUGUUAAUACUGCGGUGAAGUUAGUUUUAGGAGAAGAAAAAAAUUGGUUAGAUAGCACCCCCCCCCACCCACUCCUUCAUCCAAUUGUGUUAGGCAUGAUUAUUUUGUCUGUAUAAAAGAUACUUCAUCAAACCAGACUUUAUAACAUUUCUUAAGAGGAUCAAAGUUAAAGAGAUUGAAGAGUCUAGAGAGUUGCGGAGUUGGGGAACAUGGAUUUUGAUGACAUUUUUAUGAAAUGAAGAAAUUGAAAGUUCUUCUGACUUCUUGUUGAACAGUAAUGACUAUUUGAUGACACCAGAAGGAAAGUUUUAAAAAAUGACUGGAAUUUUUUGUUUGUGAUGAAUAGAUUCAAACACAAAUAAACAUGUUUGAAGCUUGUUAAUUUAAAAACUGUUCCCUAAAUAAAGGCGCAGGAGGUGCUUGAUUGGUAGUUUGAAUCUUUUUUUAAUGGAGGUUAUCUUUGUAAGAUGAGAGGAAUAUGAGGCAGCCCAUACAAUGUGACAGUAUGACAAAUAUGGAUGGAUGAGGCUGUAAUACAAUAUCAUAAGACAGGGCAGAUGAGCUAAGAGAGAGAUCUUACUGAUGAUACAAAAGGACUUAAUAAUUUUCUUUGCUUUCUUACUCAAUAUGGUUUUGCCAGGAUAUCCUUCAUUGACUAAUAUACCAAUAAAAAUUGAUGCAAGGGACUUGUUUGAUUUCAAUGUUGCUGGUAAGCAGUUUUGAGUGUUGUUUAGGACAAGCUGUAUUUUUGUUUCUAAAGAGUAUAUACAGUAGUUUGAUUUGUUGGCAUUCAAGAAGAGCUUGUUCAUCUGAAACCAUCUAGAGGCAUAUACCAGGGUCUAAUUGGCAUUUUUUAUUAGACACCCAAAGUCUGAGUGGGAUAUGGCAGUAUUUGUUUCAAUCUGCAAAUAAAAUGAGCAGAGAAGGCUCAUUCAAGACCAUAGACUGUAUAUACUACGGACAACUUUGUUCCACCUACCGCCUGUAUGCGGAUUUGAAGCCAAAUAGCUCUCGGUAUUUCCGGGAUUUUUCUUCAUUUCCUGAAACCAGUGCUGUGCAGUAGCGAUCAGCGCAGUCGCCAAGAGUCGCUAUGAUACUGCUCGGCUCAAACAGCGUAUCCCCCUGGUGAGCUGCGCAGUCCCUGAAUGCCCAUAGGCUGUAUCAAGUGUCAAUCAUAGAAAACAUGAACCCCCUAAUAACUUUUAAAAAUGGAGCCAUAAAGAAAGAAGAGGACUUGAGCACAAACCAGUCUGACAGUAACUACAUGUCAACACCGCAAGCAAGGGGGAGAAAAAUUUAUAUUCUGUGUAAUAAAUUUCUAAAGUUUGUCCACAGCCCCGUAAGCUUUGCUGGCGGAGGCAGGAUUUAUGACCUAUACUGCAGCCCAUCAACAGAGGGUGCUGUUCUUGGUGGCUUCACCCAGCAAGGGGGCAGACUCUGUCUAUUCUUUAUACAGUCUAUGGUGAAGACAGCAGAAUCAUUAGUAAAGAUUAGAGACAGAAGGGGCCCAAGAAUAGCACCAUGAAUACAGACAUAUUGUUCUCUGUUGCUAAGAUAAACACUCAAUCAUGUGAAUACAACAUCCUUAAGUCCACACCGGUGGGGUUCUGACAGAAGAAUAUUGUGGUCUACUGUGUCAUAUGCUUUAGAGAGAUCCAAGAAUAUGCCAAUAGCAAACACAUUUUGAUCUAGUCCAGUAGAAAUUUGAUCCAUUUGUUGCAAAUGUGCCGUAUAUGUAGGGGGCUUUUUUGAGAAAGCUAUAUUGGUGUUUGUACAGAAUGUUGUUAUCAUGAAGGUGUAUAAUGACUGAAGAGUGAUAGGACUGAAAUUAGUCUGUAGUUGUGGAAAACACCCGGAUCACCUUUAAAGACAAACAAGACCUUUGCCACUUUUAGGUCACUAGGAAUAACCCCGGUUUGUAGUGAUACAUCCAGGAAAACCAGACAGCUUCCCUUUGGUAUCUCCACAUACCACUCAGUCUAUUGUUAGUUAACCUCUGCAUCAGUGCUACCCUCUCUUGGCACCUUAUUUGUUGCUUUGAACAGAAAGUGAAAGUAGUCCACCCCAAGUCAGUGGAAAUUGAAACAAGGUUACUUUUCUUUAAACCAAUCAAGUUCAUUUUUGUACAAACUUGUACUUUGGUUUGUUUUUGAUUCCAUCCGUUCAGGCUUGAAUAAAUCAUUAGUAAAUGGGUCAGUCAGUAAAAUUGUCUAUUCCUGAGAAAUGUUUUUUUUUUUCACUCAGAUUUUUGUCAGUGCUGAACCCUGAAUACAAAUUUGGUUGCCCUUUAAAGACAUCAGAUACAGAGACCCACUAAAGGUGUGUACCCUCCAAAAGCAGUUAAGCAUUUUCAGGCUGUGUCUCAUUUCAGAGACUGCACCGUCGAACGGCGCAUUUGAAGUGUGCAUGAGUUCAUCACGCGGCGCAAACUGUGUCCCAUUUGGCACGAAAUGCUGAGCGUGCUUCAAAUUCGGUCUUAAAACCACACUACCCCCGCCCCUUUUUUAAGCGAGCAAACCAAACAUUAUAGUCUUCAGAAAAGAACUGAUCCGCUCUGCAACGACAAUCAAAAACAUUAGAAAUAAGAAAGCUGACAAAACUACAGCAGAGUAUCAGUGACACAUUGAGUUUUUUUUCUUUUUUUUUUUUUUUAAGACUUAGAGAUUAAAGUUGUAAACUUAGGAGAAUAAAGUCAUAAAGUAAAUAAAGUCAUAAAGCUGCUCUUGUGGAGGGGAAAUGUCUGGAGCUGGUCAUCUGCAGGGUUAUCAGUAUAUACUGUAUAUCUAUAUAUACUGUGAUUGUUCAACAGCCGCACCAGUGCAUCAUCCCAUAGAUCUGUAUGGAGGAGAAACCACUUAGAGAUCCAGUUUCCUGUUCUAAAGCUGCUAUCUGUGGUGUAACAGUGUUUUUGUCUUUGUUAAUAUACACUACAGGCCAGAAGUUUCGAAGCAACGCCGAACAGUUGGGAGUAACUUCAAGUUUUUGUUCACAACUCCAGCAUGAGUUUUAUGUAUUUCGGGAUGUAUUUACUCCAUGAUCAGAUGUUGCUUUCAUUUACCUUUAGAUAUACAUUGAUGUUAACAGACCAUUGCUUAAUAUAUGUCAGCAAUAGAUAAUAAGGGCUUAGUUUUAGGGUUGAAAACAAGAAAAGAGUCACAACUUCAGUGCAAAAGCAAAAAAACUAAUCAAAGUUGGAUUAUUCACUUCAACUUUUUGGCUUUUGAGAGUCUGCAUACAAAAAUCCUAAUAAAUCUCAACUGCGUUCAAACUAUGGCAAAAAUGGCUAGAAAGAAGCAACUGAGUAAAGAAACAGAAGUACAGAUUUUUACAUUGAGGAAAGAAGGAUAGACAGAAAGAGAAAUUGCAAAACGCCUAAAGGUGUUUAACAAAGGAGUCCACUACACUCUGAAGAGACUCGAGGAACCUGGAAGUUAUGAUGAUAGAAAAAGACCUGGACAAAAGAGAGUUACUACAAAAGCAAAAGGGACAAACAUAGCAUUGUCAUCAGUAAGAGAGAUUGGCGAAAGACAGCACCACAAAUAAGGGAGGAAAUCAACAUGACAAGAUCGAAACCCAUAUCUCUGACAACCGUGAAAUGACGUUUGAGAAAGGCUGGUCUGAAGGGUUGUGUAUCUGCAAAAAAAACACUACUUCGUCCACAGAACAAGAAAAAGGGAUAUGAGUAGGCAAAAGCCAAAAAAAAAUUGGGCUUAUGAUGACUAGAAACAAGUUUGCACUGUUGUGUUACACCUACAAUUCAGCAUGGAGGUGGUAGUUCCAUGGUAUGGGGAUGUUUUGCAAGUGAUAGAGUAAAAGAUUUGUUUGACGUAAAGGGUAUCAUGAAGAAGGAACAGUAUCACUCCAUCCUCCAGCACCAUGCUGCUCCAUCUGGACUCAGACUUGUGGCUCAUAAGUUUGUUUUGCAGCAAGACAAUGACCCUAAGCACUCUGCCAAGCUCUGUCAGGGUUACCUUGACAAAAAAAGAAGAGGAAGGUGUUCUUCAAAAUGAUGGUUUGGCCCCCUCAGUCUCCAGAUCUUUCUCGAAUUGAGCUUGUGCGGGAUGAAUUGGAUCGAUCAGAAAAACGCUUCCCACGAAUCAGCAGUCUCUUUUUAAUGAACUUAAGAAAGCUUGGAAUGCAAUCCCUGAAACAUACCUUAAAAAACUUGUGGAAUGAAUGCCUGGUAUAUGCCAAAUUGUUGUUAAAGCCAGAGGAGGUUACUUUAAAGAAAGCAAAGCCUAAGCAACAAUAACUCAAAUACCUAAUAAUUAUAGUCAAAAUGUCUUCUGAUAAGUUACUCUUACAAAAUAGUCAUGUUUAUUGUGUUGCAAAUUAUAUAUAUGAAACUAUGAUCUUUUUUUGUACAAAUCUGAUCUUGCUUCCAAACUUUUUGCCUGUCGUGUAUGAAUAUUUUGUUCAUGAAAUGUCACUGAAAUAUGAGGCAAACAGAGCAUUUGAAACAGACUUUACAGUCACAGAACAGAAAUAAGUAUGCAGCUAGUAGACACAGGCCCUAACUACCACAAUGUUGGGGUUAUAAAGUCAUUUUCUACACUCAUGAGCCACUUCCUGUUUGAGCUAUCUUCAAUCAUAUCUUAUCAACAAACUUAAGAGAGUACUUUUUGGGUCUGCAAACAAAAACAGUUAUCACAAGCAUUUGUCAUCUUGUAGUAAUGAUGAAACUACUUGCAACCCUUUUUCGAAACAGUAUGUACCAAAAGAGUUGCUGGAAUCCCUUGUGAUGUUUUCCCCCAUUGUGGGAGAGAAAUCACAAUAAGUUACAUAGAAAGCCUCCAGCUCUGAUCAAUGUCACUGAGUUCCCAUGCUCUGGAAGCUGAAUGCUUUUACUACAGACAGAGGGGCUCCAGAUCACACAGAAAGAAACACACACACACACACACACACACACACACACACACACACACACUCACUCCUAACCCUGUUUCCUCUCUCUGAGCAGCCUGAAAUAGCAGCAGCUAUCUGGGGGAUUCAACAUUUUUCUUAUUGGGUCAAGCUUGUGUAUGUUUCCUUGUGUUAGUGUUUUUGUUUUUGUUUUUUGGAUACAACUGACCUCAACAUUAAAAAAAAGUGAAGUCCCAUGUGUAUGAAUGAAUACUAGUAAAAAAUGAUGCAGACUGGGCUAAAUGGCCUCCUAAAUUAUUUGUCUCAUUGCUAAACCAGUGACGUCUGAACACAUGUAAUCUCUGUAUGGACUGUCUCACUGUACUGAACCAUCUGACUUCAAUCACUAUGCAAGACUCUCUUCUGAUCUUUCAUAUCUUUUCUUUAAACUCUAAUAAAAAAUCUUUUAGAUGCACUCAAACCAAAUAUUUUCCACAAGGCCUCUUUGAGUAGCUUCUUAUUGCGUUUCUAUAACAAUAGCAGCAGGAGAGGAGGGCAGUGAGGGAACAGCAGGCAUGCACAUGAAGAUAUUUGCCAGAAAUGGCUAAACAGAGAUGCCACAGUGUUAUUUCAGCUAUGUUUAAACAAGCCUGCAGUGGAUGUGCACUGUGCUAAAAUACAACAGUCUACAGAAAGCUGGCUGUACUCAAGUAUUUUAUGUGUAGAAGAGAGGCAGUGUGAGUGGAAAAGAUGAGGAAUGCAAGAUUUUGAUUUCUUGAAGUCAAAGUUUAUUCAAGCUGGCCACAAAAGACAAAAAGCUGACACUUUUGAAAGCUUUGACUGACCCCUUCCUCUCUGCUUGCCCAGCAUUGUUGUGUGUUUUUUAUUAUAAUUGACCUAAAGUAAGUUGGUUUUACUGAAGUAAAAUGGAGUACUUGUUGUUACUAUUAUUACUCAAGUAAUGUUACACUCAGGCCAGUUUUCACAAGGUGAUUCAAGAAGCCUCUCCAACCCUCCUCAGAUUAUCAUAAGCCUUUUUAUGGUUUUGACUUUUAGACUUACCUACUCCCUACUCUGCACACUUUGGGCCUGAUCUACUAAGAUCCAAAAUAGCGAGCACUAAAUUGUGUGUGCAAACUAAAAAAUUGCACAUGCUUUUAGUUAAGGCUGCACGAUACUGGAAUAAACUAACAUUGUGAUUUUUUUCAACCCUGCGAUAUAUAUUGCGAUAUUAAAAAAUACAGGAAUUUUCACCAGAUGACCUGAAUAGCACUUAAUGUUACGCUGCACUGCUGAAAUCUUGAGGACAGUUAACCUGCACUGAUCUUACCUCUUUUUUGUAAAUGUUAGUAGAAUGGUUUCUGUCUGUCUCAGAGAUAUUUUUAGCUUUUAUUGUGCUGGGACGUUCUUGUGGCAACAGAUGAACACAGAACAUGUGUUUUGGUCGACAUCAUCCUUCUUUAAACCGAAAUAAUUCCAGAUAACUGACUUUCCUUUUCUUUUUGGCAACAAGUCUUUAUCUUUGGUGGUUUUCUCUGUUUGUUGCUCAGUUUGCGAUCAUUGUUGUUGUUGAUACCGGGGUUGAGUUGAGAAACGCAUGUCCGAGAAUUGCAUGCACCUCACAAAACGCGCGCUGCUUAUAGUAGAGUGGUCCGGGGAAAUGUGCAAUUUAAAACCCAUACACUUCUUACUUGUUGGGCUAAACAGUGAUGAGUAAUGUUCCGAAAGUAAUUCUCAGCGGACACGCGUUUCUCGGCUCAACUCUGGUAGCGCCAGAGACUCACUCCAUGUGCAGAACAUGUGCAGGAGUGGGUUUCCUCCUCUCUGAUUUUGAUUGACAGCUGGCAGUGUAGUCUGAUUGGCAACUGAGUAAAGAACAAAGGUGAUUGGUGGAUCACUGCACAGCACAUGCAGAGUCACAUGUAGUGUAUCUCGGUCAGCUACCCUUGAAAUUAGAUGAGUUCAUUCACCUCCGACAUCGCAGGCUCUGCUAUGUGACUAUUGCACACACGUACAUUGCGAUGACGAUGCUCAAACGAUAUAUCGUGCAGGCCUACUUUUAGUGGGCGUGUUGCGGGUGAUCUACUAUAAUUGCGUGUGUAAUUGAUAGCAGGAGGAAAAGUGGUGUGGACCGCCCUCUUUAAACAGGGAUUUUGCGUGCGCUAUUGGCUGUCACCAUGGAAAGUUUGUGAGAGCCGGGUGUUUGAAGCCACAGAGUUGUACAUAUCGUUUUGAGGAACUGCAUAAAAGGCAAGGGAAGUUUAUUUGUACAGCACCAUUCAUACACAAGGCAAUUCAAAGUGCUUCUGCCAGAUGCAAGAAGAUACUAGAAAUCAAAAAGGGGAUUAAAACAUUUUAAAAUCGAUAGGACAAACAGAUACACGUUUUCGUCUGUUUCGUGUUUGACCGUAUUAUUUAUGGAAAUCGUCAUUUACCGGAAAAAAUGAAAUAAAUCACAAGGUUUUGUACAAGGAUCAUGGUGUGUAUCAUGGCACUUCUACAUCCUUCUCUCCACAAUGAUUGUGCGUAAUGCUGCUCCAGUUUGCACGUGCCUUUAAACGUGCUAAAUAUAGACGCAAAAUAGCGAUCACAAUCGGUUUCAGGGUUUGAUAAAGCGUCUUCCGACCCAACAGAAGACUUGAUGUGACCAGAUCAGCGCUGAAAAAAUGUCAUCAUAAGCACCGCUGCACACAGCAGUCGUUGUCCUGAAAUUUAAGUGUCUCUGGGCAAGACACUUGAUCCCAUCUGCCCCCAGUGGGGGUAAAUAGGAUCAGUCAAAAGCUGAUGGGCUCUAUAUACACUCAGCAGCCUCUGGUAUCAGUGAGUGAAUGUGACAUGAUGUAAAAAGCUCUAUUUUAGUGCCCGCCGGCGGCACGGCGGAGGGUGGUGCACCCUGCGCAGUGGUAUUUUCGUCUGGCGAAGUCCAGCACACAGCCAGUCUGGUAUUUUUGUAGACUGAGGGGGGAGGUGUCGACAGAAUCAGCUGGCGCAGUGACAUUUUCAUGCUCGACGGCAGUGUAGAAAGUGCGCUGAAAGCUCGCCGAUUCAAACCUGGUUAGCGUUCAGCGCAGGCAGAGCACAGUUGGUCUUGUGGUAUUUUGGUAGACAGGCGGCGUAAUGCGCAUACGCCACCGAUGCCUCACAGGCAGGUUUCCACAGUGUCAGGCACGUUUGUGCAAUAAACAACCAAUAUUCUGAGUCAGCAAAUACAUUUAGAUCUAUAGAUAUAUUCUGAUCUAUAUCUGAUCUGAUGAGCGUGUUUGGACUGCGUUUAGACACUCAACCUGACCGAAUUAACACAGCCGACACUGUGCCGUAUCCCCUCUCUCUCUAUAAUGACUUACACUGCUGGGAGGAGCUGAGUUAGGGAGGGGGGAUACUCACGCCAGGCUGCGCCACUCACCAAAAUACCAAAAUGUGCUUGGGCACACCUUGUCAGCGCGGUGGACCUGUCUUAAGCCGUGCCUGUGCCACGCCGCCAGUGAGGCACCAAAAUAGAGCCUAUAGAGAGAGAAACACAUGGACCUGUGUGAAAUAAGACCUUCUUCUCUAUGUGCCGAUGAAGUUUAAAGGUGCAUGAUGUGUACUGACCGCCCAAUCAGAUACCAAGACUUUGUUUCUAUAAUGAGACUCUUUUUUUUCCCUCUCAGUUGGUGACAAGGUCCCAGCAGACAUCAGGCUGACAUCCAUUCGCUCCACCACCCUGAGGGUGGACCAGUCCAUUCUGACAGGGGAGUCAGUGUCGGUGCUUAAACACACAGAUCCUGUACCUGAUCCACGAGCUGUCAACCAGGACAAGAAGAACAUGCUGUUCUCUGUAAGUCUGACUAAACCACAGCGUUACCUCAUACAUAUGAGACAAGAAAAAAGACACCAUCGAGAAAAAGGUCAGGGGAUAGGGACCAGUAGAGGAACUAUAAAGUGUUCAAAUGUUUAGAGCAGUUGAAGUGCCCUGACCUAAUAAGACUGUAGUUCUCAUUGCAGUGGUUAAUGGUUCGAGUACCGGCCCAGACCCUUUGCUGCAAGUCUUCCCCACUUUCUAAUCCCUGUGCUUCCUGCCUCUCUUUAGCAGUCCAUCCAAAUAUAUAUGAAAAUAUCUUUCAAAAGAUGAUGACAAAAAUAUUAAAGUGCAUUACCACAUACACCGUAGGGUUAGGUCUUUAAGAGGAAGAAAAUGAAGCGUAAAGUCAAAGUGAUGUAUAAAAGUUCUAAAGGUGAAACCAAUGACAAGAAUAUGUAAAAGAUGGGAGCAGGAACACAUGACACUGAUCAGAGCAUCAGGUGAGCUCCUGUUUGAUGUCCUGCUCAAGCUGUUUGUUGUGUUUUCUUUGUGUAACUUCAAAAGCCUCAUGAGUCAGCAGGUGGUCUGACGCUCAGUGAACCUACAUUGAUGCUUUAUUCAGCAGGGUCACUUGGAUAGACUGCAGACCUGCAGGAUGGUCUCUAGACCCCUCAGAGAGUGCCUAACAUACCUGCUAAUAUCAGUAAUCGUAGACAUUAGAGUUUUAUUGUGACUGUUUGACAUGAGAGCAUGCAUGAUGACUUACAAUAAAGAACACACAGGUAAGUAAGUGUGUGUCUCUCUAAAAUGCUAUCUGCUGAGCUCUAAAGCUGAGCUGGAAAUAAAUAUACACAGUGAAAGUAAAGUAUUAUAAGUUGCACACCUUGUUUAGGGCACCAACAUCGCAGCAGGACGAGCCAUCGGGGUUGUUGUGGCAACAGGCGUACAGACAGAGAUCGGGAAAAUCAGAGAUGAGAUGGCCUCAACUGACCCUGAACGGACCCCACUGCAACAGAAACUGGAUCAGUUUGGAGAGCAGCUGUCAAAGGUCAAUGUUGUUUUUUUUUCUGUUGAAUGCUUGAAUUGGAUGAAGCAUUUGUGUUACUUUUAAAGAUAGAAUUGCUUUACCCCUCUAUCAUCCUGAAAUCUGUUGUGACCUGCAGGUGAUCAGUGUGAUUUGUGUGGCGGUGUGGGCGAUCAAUGUUGGACAUUUUAAUGAUCCCGUGCACGGAGGCAGCUGGCUUAGAGGAGCUGUUUACUACUUCAAGAUUGCAGUGGCCCUGGCUGUCGCUGCCAUACCAGAAGGUCAAGCAUACUGAGGCUGUGAAUUCUCUUUAUUACUGCAUGACAAACAUAAGAGCUCUUAUAUUGACAUGAAACACCUGAACUUUUUCUGACUAUCUGGGUGAGAUUCAUGUGUGAGUGCAGACAGCCAAAUGUUCUAGCCAAAAUGACAUUUAGCAGAAAGUCUGAUGCGUCUGCAGUAAUUUUCACAAAGCUUCUGCUCCACAGAGACAGAUAGGCUGCCUCUUCAUAAUCAUCCCAUUGUCCUGCCUCUUUCCUUCAGGUCUCCCUGCAGUCAUCACCACCUGUCUGGCUCUGGGCACGAGGAGGAUGGCGAGGAAGAAUGCCAUCGUCCGCAGCCUGCCGUCUGUGGAGACACUGGGUUGCACAUCAGUUAUCUGCUCAGACAAGACGGGAACGCUGACCACCAACCAGAUGUCUGUUUGCAGGGUGAGAUGUGGAAGGAGUUUUAACAUGAGUGCAAUAAGAGGAUGAAAUGGUCAAGUGGUAAACACUGGCUGCGAAGAGCAGUUUAAGUCAGCCAAGUCAGCAAACAAUCAACUCCCCACACUUACAUUACUGUGGCAGAUAACUAGAGGUAGGACUGAAGAGAGAGCUGAAGUUGGUAUAACUAGAGGGUAGGGCUGGGACUAGGGAUGUGCCGAUAGACAAUUUAAUUGCGAUGUGUGAUACUAAACGGCAGCAAUGAUGAGAUUGUAAGGUACUGUAAUAAACGUUCCACAAUUAUAAUUUAAAGACGAGUGGCAGCGUCACUCAGUGGAGGUGAGUGAAGCCAAGUACUUACCAACCUAACCCGCUUGUAGUCUUACCCAUGGUGUCAAAGCCUCGGUAGCAAAAUGUACAAACAAUCCACCACAAAAGUAGUCCCAAAUCCAAAAAAACUUGAAUUAACCCUUGUGUAACCGUCGCAAUUUACACCCUUUGGUAACGCUCAGUGGCUAAAAAAACUGCUGUAAAAACAUAUUGGAUUCAUAUUUUUUCCAGAUUUUUUUUCAUAUAUCUCUUAAGUAACUUCUGCUCUAUUCAAAAAUGGUAAAUUUUUCAUGAAGCAUCAAAAUUUUAACCCUUUAAGGGCCAAUUAAAAAAAAAAGUCACCAAAAUUGGGAAAAAAUAGGAGAAAAUGACUGAUAUUUAAUAGAAAACAUCAUCCUAAACUGGAAAUCUCUUGCAGGGUAAUAAAGUCUUGAAUAUGUAAAGGAUUAGUAAUAUCAUUGACUUUGAUGCCCUUUAAGUUUUUUAUGUAGGAUCAGAUUUCCAAAAAACAUCCUAUCUUAACGCUCAGUGGCUAAAAAAAGCCACUCCAGCCACUCCAGUCAAUUUUGGUGACUUUUUUUUUUAAAUUGGCCCUUAAAGGGUUAAAAUUUUGAUGCUUCAUGAAAAAUUUACCAUUUUUGAAUAGAGCAGAAGUUACUUAAGAGAUAUAUGAAAAAAAAUCUGGAAAAAAUCUGAAUCCAAUAUGUUUUUACAGCAGUCAAAAAAAGUGGCUUUUUUAGCCACUGAGCGUUACCAAAGGGUGUAAAAUUUGCCAAGCGCCUAUUUUUGACCUGGUGAAAAUUUUGAAGUAAUAUUUUCAAAGUGUCCAUCAAUAUAAGCAUCCACAAAAAAAAAUCAUCCCAUUUGGUGCAGUAAAAAAAAAGUUACGUGGAAAUUGGUGGCUAAAUUCUGCCCCAAGUGGCUCUUUUUAGCCACACCGUUACAUAAGGGUUAAGUACAUUAAUGCCAGCCUAACAAAAACGGGAACAUUAAAAGACAAAAUGAAGAAAUUUUACAACAAAUUGCGUGGUCUUCCAAAAUGCAUUGCGGCCACUCAAAGCACUGUUGGCGUGUGUCCACAAUGCAUCCCAUCCACUCAUUAGCUUCUUAAAGUGGAGGAGAUAUGAUCUGAUAUUUAAAAAAAACACGAAUAUUGGAUCAUAACAACAUGUCGAAUGGAGCAGCAUAAACUGUACAGUAAGCUGUCGAGGUAGAGAGCAUUAUAUAUUUUCGGGACAGCAAACAUGACAAGGUCGAAACCCAUAUCUCUGACAACCGUGAAAUGACGUUUGAGAAAGGCUGGUCUGAAGGGUUGUGUAUCUGCAAAAAAAAACACUACUUCGUCCACAGAACAAGAAAAAGAGAUAAGAGUGGGCAAAAGCUUAAAAAAAAUUGGGCUUAUGAUGACUAGAAACAAGUUUGCACUGUUUGCUUCAAAACGCAGAGUCUAUGUCCGCAGACAAACUGGUGAACGUCUGAAGCACCAUGUGUUACACCCACAAUUCAGCAUGGAGGUGGUAGUUCCAUGGUAUGGGGAUGUUUUGCAAGUGAUAGAGUAAAAGAUUUGUUUGACGUAAAGGGUAUCAUGAAGAAGGAACAGUAUCACUCCAUCCUCCAGCACCAUGCUGCUCCAUCUGGACUCAGACUUGUGGCUCAUAAGUUUGUUUUGCAGCAAGAAAAUGACCCUAAGCACUCUGCCAAGCUCUGUCAGGGUUACCUAGACAAAAAAGAAGAGGAAGGUGAUCUUCAAAAGAUGGUUUGGCCCCCUCAGUCUCCAGAUCUUUCUCGAAUUGAGCUUGUGCGGGAUGAAUUGGAUCGAUCAGAAAAACGCUUCCCACGAAUCAGCAGUCUCUUUUUAAUGAUCUGAUAUUUUAAAAAAACACGAAUAUUGGAUCAUGACAACAUGUCAAAUGGAGCAGCAUAAACUGUACAGUAAGCUGUCGAGGUAGAGAGCAUUAUAUAUUUUCGGGACAGCAAAUAUUCCGAUUCAGAGGGCUUUUGUUUUCGGCUUAUCUGAAUAGUCUGAAUGAAAUCAUUAAAGGCACACGUUUUUAAAUUCACCCAACGGUAAGGAAAAAUUGAAUUGUUUUGCCUUCAUAUGUACUUUCAACCGCGCUCCCGUCAGGGGUGCAUUCUAUGGCAGGGGUGCAUUCUACGGCAGAACAUGGGACCAAGAACAGUCAGAGACUGAGAAUGACGAAACGCCUCGGCUGUAUCCUCGUAUUAAAAAGGUUUCAUCACCAGUAUGGACGUUUUAAGGCUUCACAAAACAGACGAAGCAGAUAAACCUGACACCAAUCUGCAGGUUAUGCCGUAAGGAAGUUGCAGCGCUGUUGUCUAACACUUCAAACCUACGUGCCCACCUCCGUGAACACCAUCCAGAAUCGUUCGCCCAAAUCAAGGUAAAAACAACAUGAGCGCAACAAGUUUGGUCUACUCUACUGCUUAUUAUUGACAACGUUAGUGACUUUCUGCUAAUUUUAGCUCCAAAAAGCUAAUGCUCCCAACGUUGCGUUAGCUGCCUCUUGCUCAUAUUGUUUGUGCAUGUCAUGGUGUGCACAGAGAAGUGAUUUCGCAGUUUUUUGCCAUUUUAAAUAAUUUUAAAAGCAAUGCGAUAAUAUUGUGAAUCGUGAUAUUUUUGGCCACCAAUAUCGUGAUAUCAAAUUUUUCAUAUCGGCACAUGCCUAGCUGGGACAAUAUGCUUUUCUCCUGAUUCGAUUCUUCUACAUUUUUUGGGAUGCCGAUUCGAUUUAAAUUACAAUUCUCCAAUUCGGCUGUUAAGCAUGACGUCAUUUUGUGAGCGGAGCGGCUUCCGGGUCCAUGGGGAAUCAGCCUCCAUUCACUCUCCAUUCAAAACAACAAUGGCGGAACCCGUGAAUCUCUUUACAAUAACCUCCUUUUUCAGAAGGGAACCACUCAGAGUUAAAAAGGGACUUAAAGCUUUCAACUCGGAUAGAGUUAUUAACGUAAAUUUUAGUGAUGGCGAGAUGAAGCCUCAUGAAGCAUCGAAGCUUUCCAUCCAAUUACUAGCCUCCUGGGCCAAAGCUUCAUGAUCGUGCUUCAUUUGCUCUAUUGCGCCAUCAAGUGGACAAUAAAUGUAAAACAGACAGAGUGAUAAACCAAAGACACCCCGAGGCUUUGGUGCGCGAAGCUUUGAAUUCAAUGAAUGAAUGGAUGUGAGGCCAUGUGUUUGUGAUACAAUCAUAGACUGUAUACAGUCUAUGGAUACAAUACAGAAAUGAUGUUUUUUUGUUGUCUUUGUUGUUGGGAGGAAAUCUGUAGAAUGAUAGUUUAGUCGCUGUUUUUGUCUCUGAUCAGUUUAAGCAGCAAGGGACAUAUCACUGAGGCAUUAUAACAACAACUCCGCUGCACCCGGAAGUGGAAAAGGAGAACGUGGUUACGUCACGGCUUAACAGCCGGAUAUUGUUGAUUUUCUUGAAUUUCAUUCUGCAUUUUUAACACCAGUGAAACAGUUGAAUGAUUAUGAUUAUCUAAUGACUAUUCCAGAAACCAUAUUUCCCCAAAAAAUACACAUCACAUGUAAGUAAGUUUUUAAGAUUUAUUUUUAAAUUUGGGGAAAAAAGAUUUUUAAACAUAAAGAUCGAUUUAAAAAUUGAAAAAAAAACUACGAUACUUAUGUAAAUCAUUUUUUCCUCCCACCCCUACCAAAGAGGAAAGCAGUCGGCAACAAUCAUCUCUGGAGGGAGUGACUAACUCGGUGUUACGAUGUGUUUGACCAUGACCUAAAUACAUGCCUGAAUAUCCUUUUAAGAGCUCUCUCUCAGGACUGGUGCUUACAUCAGGUGGAAACAGCUACGUCAUGAUUCAGUAAAAAAUCAAAACAGAAUCCCAUGCAGGACUCAGGGUGGACCUAACCUGAACAUAUUCCCUUAACAUUCAUAAACUAACCAACUUCUGCUGUUUCUCUCUCUCUCUCUCUCUCUCUGUGUGUGUGUGUGUGUGUGUGUGUGUGUGUGUGUGUGUGUGUGUGUGUGUGUGUGUGUGUGUGUGUGUGUGUGUGUGUGUGUGUGUGUGUGUGUGUGUGUGUGUGGGUCUAGAUGUUUGUUGUGGACAGUGUGUCAGGAGAGCGCUGCAGACUAAGCGAGUUCUCUGUGACUGGAUCUACUUACGCCCCUGAAGGGGAAGUGUGAGUGUUUCUAACCCUUAACCCAUAACUCUGAAAACUUUCCAAUCAUCUCUGUGGAUUUGUUUUUUACUCUUCUUGUCAUUACUGGAACUAUACAUUCCACUUUUCCACCCUCCAUUUUCCUCAUCGCUCCAUCUUGCCUGUCCUUCUGUCUCUGCAGAUACAAGGACAGCUCAAUGGUGAAGUGCAGCCAGUAUGAAGGCCUGGUGGAGAUGGCCUCCAUCUGUGCACUGUGCAAUGACUCAUCGCUCGACUUCAACGAGGUAAGAUUGACAAACAUGGCUGAGGUCCUCAAAUACGACCAUAUAUGGUCAACAAGAACAUUUAUAGCUGAAAUCUGAAUCUGAAUGCUGAAGAAACAACCUGGAACUGAUAUGGAAAGACUGUCUGCAUUUCUUAUCUCCUUUUCUUCUCUGUGUGCGUUUGCAUGGAUAUGUGUGUGUGUGUGUCUGGUGUGUGUGUACGUGUGUUUUGCAGGCAAAGGGGGUGUACGAGAAGGUUGGAGAGGCCACAGAGACUGCCCUCUGCUGUCUGGUGGAGAAAAUGAAUGUGUUUGACACAGACUUAAGAGGACUGAGCCCAGCUGAGAGAGCUACAGCGUGCUGCUCUGUAAGUGUGUGUUUGUGUGUGUAUGCUGUGAGUGGAAAUGAGGGAGAUGCUUUUUACUGCUGUAGUGAGUAACUCAUUGAUCUUCUGCAUCCAUUAUUCAGGACGUCCUGAAACCUCUUCCCUUCUUCAUUUUCUCUCUGAUGUCUCAUCACCAUAAAGACUCUUGAACUGUUGGGUGACCCUAGACUGGAUGAAGCAUUGUCACUAUGACUGACAAUGACCCCAACUUUGUCAUUUUACAUAUGGUUGUGUCCUAAAAUACAUAAAGAAAGAUCUGUGGCACAUGAGGCCCUCUAUGAAGUCGUUCUCCAUCGAUCUUCUUGGCCUGUAUCAGUAAUACUUAUUUAUCAGUGUUGUAAAAGUACACGUGUUUGUUCUACACUGUUUCUGUACUGCAGUUUUGAUACAGAAUUUCAGGUCAAUUGAAGGUGAAAGGAAAAAAAAGGCAAAACAGGAAAACAGGACCACACCCACAGCCCCUCUCAGCCUCACCACCAGCAGUGAAGAAACAUGUGUCUUCACAUGUGUGGCAUUUCUUCGCUCUUCUUACCACGAAUUUCCACCGCAUCUGGAACGGCUCCAAUUCCCACCGUAUCCGUUUGUGAGGUGAAUUUAGUAGCAGAUUACAUACUGCAGGAAUCGUGGUAACUCACAAGAACCUGCGGAUUCAUGUGAAAUCGCGUGAUUAUGAGUCGUCUCUAUAAAGACAGCCACAUAACCAUGUAAGCAGUAGAUUGUGUCCAUCCAGAGGAGGAAAUCCACUUCUAGACUUCCAGAAUCAGCAUCUCCUCAUCCAUGGUGUCAUUGGGGUGAAAUGCUGUCUAAAAACCUUUGACUUGUUUGUCCCUGCCCGUUUUUAUGGUGCGAAAUACGAUCCGCCUGAAACACGGAGCCAGAUGUUUUAUUUUGUGUCUGUGCCUGAUUUCUUUCCAGCAUGGACAUUGUGCUGAAUUUAUGCAGCAUGCUCUGGCGUCCAGAAAAAAUAGAACUUUUGCGAUCAGGCGAUCCACAGCGGAAUAGAAAGUAGCCGGUGGAAAUUGACACAUUAACUUGAGUGGUUACAAUCAGCUGCGAUCAGCAGAUACGGCCUUUUCGUAGCCGUUCUGGAUGCAGUGGAAAUUGGAGGUUAGUGCAUUCUCAAACACAGCUGUGAGGAUUUGAACUUGGGAAACUUUUGGAUGACUUCAUUGCAGUUUUUGAUGAUCAUAGUUUGCCCUGACUUUGUAAAGUAUGAUGAUGUGCUGACUACAGUUAAUACUGUGAGUGUCUGUCAUCUUUCCUUCCUGUGAGUGUUCUUAUCCUCACUAUUGAAGAGUUGGAGAAGUGUAAAUGUCGUAUUGGGACUAAAGUAGGAAUUCUAUCUUUAAAGCUGUGUUUGCCUCUAAAAAGAGUCUUUUUUUUGUUGAUGUGCUCACAGCUCACCUUUUUUAGCUGCUUCCUCCUUGAUUUUUGGACUUCUCAGCUUUUAACCACCUUCUUCUUCUAAACCUCUCUUAAUUGUUUAGAUGGCUCUGUCAUUUCUCUUGCCAUUUUAUUUACAUGCUGUGGUAAGCAGAGGAGUUGUCUCACAGGAUUGUCAGAGUUGUUGUUCACAGGCUGGUCAAAAAACUGUCCACCAAAACAAGUUUGGUCAGGUUAAGGUUUUUUGAUGUGGCUUUAAUAAAAGGAGCAGCUGAUUUCCCUGAAAUAUAACACGCAGCAAAUAAAUAUAUUAUCAGAGCAAACAUAAAGAAUAACAUCCCUGGUAAAGCUUGGACUCUACCUUUAUUAGUGCACAGUAUUAGCAAUAGUAGCUUACAUGAUACAUAAACCCUCUCCCUCCACCCAAGUAUAAAUGAGUCCCUGAAGUCUAGAUAGUGAACUAGGUUCUUAUUUUUGGGGUAGCUUUUGAGUUAACUCUGAAUUUUCAGGACUAACUCUCCAAUCUUUACAAAUGAGCAGCUGCUCCGCUGUCCCCCAAAACUGGACCACUUUCAGACAUUGUUCUCCCGGUCAGUCAAACACACAAACACAUGAGAAAAUAUGGCCCAGGCUGAAACAAGACCAAAGUUCCCCUUUCAUGUGGGCCUGCAGCUGAGAGAGCAGUUACACUCAUAUAAGCCACAGAAGAUUCAGUAAACAGGGACUAAUUAUGACAUAGGAGGUUCAAAAGGUCUAGAUACAGACCUCCACACAGUGGGAUUAGAUUUCCCAACAGCUCCUCCUGUGUUUUAGAGAUUUAGCUGUGUUGACUUUAGUCUGGACUCAAAUGUUUAACUUUUGAAUCACACACAAACCACAGCUCCAGUAAGGUUGGGAUGUUGUGUGAAACAUGAAUAAAAACUGAAUACAGUGAUUUGUAAAUGAGCAAAAGUUUCUCAGUUUGAACAUGAAAUAUCUUUCAGGAAUAUUUAGGUGAAUUUAGGAGGAAAAGGAUUUAAAAGUCAAGGUACAAACAGACAAACAGAAGCUUCACAUCAUGCAAUUUUGCACAACCACAGAUGGACAGCACUUAACAGAGGAUUCCAUUCUGACACAGGAGGUUUUCAGAAGUUUGUGUUUUGGGCCAACUAAAGAUAAGGUCCCAUAUAAAGGUCCAUUCAAAAACACAACAGUGGGUUUUUUCCUGAUUCACUGUUUACCUCAAUGGUUCCCUCCAUCACAGCCUGCUGGUGAAUGUAUAUCAGCUGUGACUUGACUUGUUACCUAGCAUUGAUUCCUGACAUAAGAGCAGCAGAUUAAGAAUCAGUCAUCAUGUUGUCUGUAUGGUUGUUUUCAGGUGAUAAAGCAGCUGAUGAGGAAGGAGUUGACACUGGAGUUCUCCAGAGACAGGAAGUCCAUGUCUGUCUUCUGCUCAUCGAAUAAACUGACCCGCUCAGCAUCUGGAGCCAAAAUGUUUGUCAAGGUGAGUCACAGUCACCAUGAUAGAUAGAUAGAUAGAUAGAUAGAUAGAUAGAUAGAUAGAUAGAUAGAUAGAUAGAUAGAUAGAUAGAUAGAUAGAUAGAUAGAUAGAUAGAUAGAUAGAUAGAUAGAUAGAUAGAUAGAUAGAUAGAUAGAUAGAUAGAUAGAUAGAUAGAUAGAUAGAUAGAUAGAUAGAUAGAUAGAUAGAUAGUUACUUACUUAGUUAGUUACUUAGUUAGUUAGUUAGUUAGUGGGUGGAUGGAUGGAUGGAUGGGCAGGCAGGCAGGGUGUCUAACUCCAUUCCUGUUUCCUCAUCUGUCCCCAGGGAGCUCCAGAGAGUGUCUUGGAGCGAUGCAACUAUGUCAGGAUCAGUGGCUCUGCCCGUGUGCCUUUGAGCCCGACUGUUCGAGAACAACUCCUGUCCACAGUGAGGGAAUGGGGAUCAGGCCGAGACACACUGCGCUGCCUUGCCAUGGCAACCAGGGACUCACCGCCAGAUGUCAACUCCCUGAACCUGGAGAACUCAGCUGCAUUUACUGACUAUGAGGUGUUGAUUUCUGUGUGAGAUUUUAGAAGUUUAGAGGAAACUCUGUUGUUCUUGUAAAAACAGAGCACAGAGGUUAACCUUUCCUCCUCCUCCUCCUUUUCCUCCCCUCAGUCUGAUCUAACCUUUGUGGGCUGUGUGGGCAUGUUGGACCCCCCGAGGAAGGAGGUGCUGGGGGCUGUCCGAAUGUGUCGACAGGCGGGCAUACGGGUCAUAAUGAUCACAGGUGAGUUUUCACCACAGAUCUCAUGAAAAGAUGAACUCCCUAAAAGUGAAACCAGAACUUUUAAAACUCCCCCUACUGACUGCCUGAAGUACAAAUCGCAAAGCUUACUAGGAAACUAAAGCAAAAUUGGCGAAUCGAUUCACCUGUUGACAAGUGAAAGGGUUUAUAUCUUUAUCCCUGACAGUCUUAGUAACUAGAAAUCCAUCAGUACCCCUCAAGGAAAGAGGACAUUUUAAAUAUGUUGAUCUGUUGAGGUUUGAAUCUUGCAGAGGAUGAUCGUAUUUUUUCCUGUUGAUUAACUUCUCUGUGUGGUCACAUUCAAACAAACCAAUAAAACCACUUGUGAAACAACAACCUUUCUCUCCAGGUGACAACAAAGGCACCGCCCUGUCCAUCUGCCGGAGGGUGGGGAUCAUCACGGAGCAGGAGGAGGAGCAGGAAGGUUCAGGGGUCAGUGGCGGCCUCACAGGGAGAGAGUUUGAUGAGCUACCUCCUCACCUGCAGCGCCAGGCCUGCAGGACUGCCAGGUGCUUCGCCAGAGUGGAACCGGCACACAAAAGUCGCAUCGUGGAGUACCUGCAAAGCCUGAGUGACAUCACUGCCAUGGUGAGAGUAUCAGAAACAUGUCUAUACCCUGGAUAGAAGCUUUUUUGUCCUUUCAUAGACUAAACUAUCCUCCUCUCACAAUCUCAGACGGGUGACGGGGUGAACGACGCACCAGCACUGAAGAAAGCUGAGAUCGGCAUCGCCAUGGGCAGUGGCACGGCGGUGGCGAAGUCAGCCUCAGAGAUGAUCCUAGCAGAUGAUAACUUCUCCACCAUUGUGGCUGCAGUGGAAGAAGGCAGAGCAAUUUACAACAAUAUGAAGCAGUUCAUCAGAUACCUAAUCUCAUCCAACAUUGGAGAGGUGGUCUGGUCAGUAUGAGAGCAAAGAGGUGUUGUCUGAAGCUGAACAAAGUCACCCCAUAAAACCUCAGAUUAGCAGGUUUGAUGACGUGGUUUGAAAUCAAGCAGGACACGCCUGUGGGCAACCCAAGUCAAUGGAAAGUUAGUCCUGAAUGUAAACUCAAGUCCAAUAAAGUUUCAACAGUAUGAAGAUGCCUCUUAGGAUGGCAGUGGCCAGAAUACAGUAUGUUUCCACCAGAUUCACUUCAUUUAAAUGAUUUUCAAAAUAUUAGACUCUGCUUUGGCAAACAACAAAUUAUCCAAACAGAACAAAAAUAACACAUGUAUGAAAUGUUGGACCAAAUCGUGUGACUCACUGUCAUAAAGUGAUUCCUGCCCUAUUCCAUAUUAUCAUGCUUUAUAUUUAUGCUCAAAUGUUUUGUAGUUGUAACCAAACCUUCAGGUUUUUUUUUUAUGUUAGAGAUUCUGUGUGUCUGAAAUUGCACUCACUUACAUGUGUACGUUUAGUCAGACCAACACGCCUUGAUAAUGGAAGUUGUAUGGCAUAAAUGUGUUUCUAUGAUACCAUGUGGUCAACAAAAACUUGACAGGUGAAAAUGGGAUCACGUACAUAAAAUGACAGCAACAUGCUUAUGCAUUUUGUCAACAGUUUUGGUACAUAACAGGAUAAACAGGGAAGUUAAACUGGGAGAGGAUCCAGUAGUUUCUAGCAGAAAGGGGCAUGUUGCCCCCUACUGUAUUGGAGGCAGACUUGCAUCUGCUCCUAAACCAGGACAAGGACAGUAGUCCAAUGAAAGCAUAACUUGGCUGAACUGUGUAGAUAAAGAAUCACUUAAGUCAACUUGUGUGUUUGUAAGUAUUUAAAACACGCAGAGGCAGAAGAGAUGAGGAAGGUAUCAGCUGGUUGUAGAUUUUGUUCUCUGCGGAAGGUUGGGAUCCUCAUGUGAGUGGGUUUUCAGGAAAAAUGGAGUGCAGUGAAUGAACAAGGGUGUUGUGCCAUGAAACCCAACCCACCUCUGAACUCCUGCAGAUAUCCCAGUUUUUUUAGGGUCAGUCAUGGACCCUUUAAAUAAGUAUCCCCUGUUUUCUCAGUGCCCCAGAAUAAGGCUUCAUCUUUCUCCCUCUUCCUCCUCAGUAUCUUCCUUACUGCUGCUCUGGGCAUGCCCGAAGCUCUGAUCCCUGUCCAGCUGCUGUGGGUUAACCUGGUGACAGACGGUUUUCCAGCUACAGCUCUGGGCUUCAACCCUCCUGACCUUGACAUCAUGUCCCGCCCACCUCGCUCCCCCAAAGAGCCGCUGAUCUCCAGCUGGUUGUUCUGCCGCUACCUCAUUAUUGGCUGUGAGUCUGGGGCACAACAGAUGAUGAUUUCUUUACUAGUAAAACCAUCUCAAUCCUACCAAACAUAGAUCAGCUGAGCCUCUCCAGAUGACUCUCAGCGUCUCUUUCCUCAGGUUAUGUUGGAGCAGCGACUGUCGGAGCCGCGGCCUGGUGGUUCAUGGCUGCUCAUGAUGGACCCAAACUUUCCUUCUUUCAGCUGGUAAAAACACUGUUCACUGUUCACUGUGUUUUGACUCUUAUUUCCCUCACUCUCUGUGGACCUUUGGUACUCACUGUACUAAAUGCAUGUACAUAGACAAAAAAAAGUUCUCCAGCUGUGAAGUAGUAUGGAAGUGGAAAAGUGUUUCCAGACUGUUGAGGCAGUUCAGUUGCUCUGGAGGUGAAUCAAGGUUCUUUUGGCAGUAUCCUAACCAUAAUAACAGGAAACACAUAGUUGGCAUAAAUAACUUAAAAAUGAAGCUCAGCUGUUUGAGCAGAAAAUCAUCCUCGGAUCUGUCUCCUUUACAGUCUCAUUACCUGCAGUGCAGUGAAGGCCAUGCUGAGUUUGCUGGCGUUCAGUGUUCAGUCUUUGAGUCACCUUACCCCAUGACGAUGGCCCUGUCUGUCCUGGUUACCAUAGAGAUGUGUAAUGCCUUAAACAGGUAAGUAUUCUCCAUCUUGUAAAGGUGCUUUCAGAAUUUUUGUCAUUUGUCACAUUAAAGAAGCAAGAAAAUGAAAAGCACAUGCAGGUGGGGACACAGUAGUUCUUACAAGGUCUCUUCUUCUCACCUCCUGUUUAGUCUCUCAGAGAACCAGUCUCUGCUCAAAAUGCCUCCUUGGUCCAACCCCUGGUUGGUGGGUGCCAUCUGUCUGUCCAUGGCUCUACACUUCCUCAUUCUAUAUGUUGACCCACUGCCGGUAAGCAUGAGCACAAAUGUGAUCAAUAAACAUCAUCUAAAUUAAAAGGGCUGUUUUUUAAAAACACCGAAGUUCUCUGUCAGUAAAAAUUAGGGGAUUUUUAACGUUUAAUAAAGGGGAUUAAUAAAGUUCUUUUUAUUCUCAAAAAGUUCAUGGCCAAUAAAAGAGGAGGAACUGACUUUUUCAAUAGUUCCCCAGUUGUCCAGUACAUUGGUUAGGUGUUUUCAGUAUCCAACCUUAAGUGAAGUUUGUCUUUCGUCUGUGGCAGCUACAAGUAUAGACUUCACUCAUUUAUCCUAACCUGUGAAAUUCCAGCCGGCAGCCUCCAAACACCUGCUGAAAACACCUCAGAUAAGCAGCUUCCUGUCCAUGGUGACAAACACUAAUAAUGUAUCAGCCUAUCCUCAUUUUUUUUACAUGGUUAAAAAGGAUCCAUUAAACAUUCAGAAACAAAUGAAGACAUAAUCUAAACUCUUGGGAAUUUUGAAAGGGCCAUGGGGGGCUACUGCCAGGGUCUGUACGAUAUGAUGAGAUUCUUCAUAGAUUACAAAUAAUAAAUACUAGUAGCACUGUGAAAUCAUAUUCAAGGCUCACCACCUACAACAAACAUUUCCUUUUUCAAGUAUUUAUUUAUACAACAAAAAGAAAGUAAGCCGGAGCAGGAGACCUUUGAAAAACUCUAAUAAUUUUCUUUUUUUUUCUUUGGCUUAUCCCCUCGACUUUGAUGUAAACAUUUUCCAUAGUUUUUGCGCCUUACAUCACAUACAAUAGAGAAAAGUCCUACAACUCUUCAAGCUGUAGGACCUGUAGUGAAUUGAAAUUUGUCCAGAAAAGGACUAAGAAAAAAUCCACAAUAGAGCAAUAGUCCCCAAGGCCCUUAUUAUUAUACACAUGUGCUUGUCUCGUUUUUUUUACUUUUGCUGAUGGUUGAAGCAUGCAGCAAAUUCUGGUAUUAAAAAUGAAGCUGAUAGGAUAGUCUAAAAACUGAACUGCUUUUACAGAGGGGUCCACUGGAGACCAUGCCAAAGACUCCUCAUUAAAGCCCAAUUUAAAAAAGCAGUUAAAGUGGUCUAUGCAGCAGAUGUCUUUAUUCAUACACAUGAUACAGGGGUUACAAACUUUAUCAUAAUAAUAAUAAAGUAGAUAUUGUACAUCAAGACGCCCUUAGCUUAGAUAUCAAGCGUUUCUGUUUCAGGUGAUAUUUCAGAUCCGCCCUCUGUCAUGGCCUCAGUGGGUGGUGGUGCUGAAGAUGUCAAUCCCUGUCAUCCUGAUGGACGAGGUGCUCAAGUUCAUGGCUCGACACUACAUCGAGCCAGGAAGCCAGAUCCAGGUCAGGAAUCACCUUUGAGGCUGACUGCCUUAGUUUUGUGUGUUUUUAACCCUUUUCCUUUGUUGGUAUCUGUCUCUCCAAAAGUCUUUAGAAGAGGAGGAGGAGCUGCAGAGAAUGAGGGCCAGCACAGGAUUGGCAGGUGUGUUUAUGAUGCGGCUACAGCAGUCCAUGAAAGACGUGUCCUGGUCAUUCGUUCUGAUCUCUGCUCCGUUGGUGAUCUGGAUCUUCAGCCUGGACUCAGACAUCACCAACAUCUUCUGGGAUUGAUGGAGGGACAGAGAGGACAGGAAGGAGGACUGCAGGGCGGCAAGAAAAAAACAAGAGAAUGAAGCAAAAGAGGACCAAAAGCAAAUCUCAAUCAAUCAAUCUUUAUUUAUACAGCACCAACUUACGACAAGAUGCUUUUAGAAAGCUGGUCUAGACUAGACUCUGUUUACAAAGACCCAAUGUAAACAUGGGAUCUGACUGAGCCCCAUCUUGUAAGACCAGACCCACUCCCAUUCCAUCUUCAAUCACAUGAGUGAAACACUUUACUUCCUUUAGCAGGCAGAAACCUCAAGCAGAACCAGACUCAUGUUAGACGAUCAUUUGCUGAGUCUGAACCGGGUUUAGAGAGGAGAGAGAGGGAGCUGAAGAAAAAGAGAGAUGGACAGAGGAGAGACUGAUAGAAGGAGAUGGAGAAAGAUACAAAGGAUUGUUGGAUGUAGUGGAGACGGGUUAGCAGAAGUGAGAAUCAAGGUUGGAUGGUUAACAGCUCUGCAGAGAAGCAACAAUGUAAGAGAAGCAGCGUGAAAUCUUUCACUACAGACAAUCAGAAAACAGCAGAGACCUUCUGUCUCUGACCAUAGAAAGGUGCUAUGUGUUUGCAAAAUCCAAAUCAGGCUUAAUUGAAAUCUCAGACUAUUCCGGUGUGAAGACAAAGAUGUUGGGCUGUAGUGUGCUGAUAUCAUAGACUGUAUAUACUAUGGACAACUUGGUUCCACCUACCUCCUGUAUACGUAUUUGAAGCCAAAAAGCUCUUGAUAUUUCCAGGAUUUUUCUUCAUUUCCUGAAACCAGCGCUGCGCAGUAGCAAUGUGCGCAUUCGGCCGCGCAGUCGCUGUGAUGACGCUCGGCUCAAACAGCGUAUCCUCCCAGGUGAGCUACGCAAUCCCUGAACACCCAUAGGCUGUAUCAGGUGUCAAUCAUAGAAAACAUGAACCCCCUAAUAAUGUUUAAAAACUGAGCUUCACAGAAAAAAGAGGACUUGAGCACAAACCAGUCUUACAAUAACUACAUGUCAACAUCACAAGCAGGGGGGAGAAAAAUUUAUGAUCUGUGUAAUAAAUUUCUAAAGUUUGUCCACAGCCCCAUAAGCUUUGCUGGCAGAGGCGGGAUUUAUGACCUAUACUGCAGCCCAUCACCAGAGGGGGCCGUUCUCGGGGUGGCUUCACCCAGCGAGGAGGCAGACUCUGUCCAUUCUAUAUACAGUCUAUGGCUGAAAUCAGUCAGCUUAUUCUGCAAAGACCCACCUGUGAAACUGCACCUCAGAGCUUUUCUUCUCAAUCUGUAAUCAUAUGGUUAUAUAAUAUUCAUUAGCUUCAGAAAGGAAACGGAAAAUCUCUGCAUUAGGGUUUAUCGUUUUCAACCAAUAAUGAGGAAAAACUUUAAAAUGCCAAAUUAAUUAAAAAUGAUCUGUGAACAUACAAAAAAGUAAAAAAGAAAUAGGCCCUGUUUCUGUUGUUUGACACUCCAGAUCAAAGUGUUGUAAGUUAUCUUAAAUUAGUUAAUUCGUUCAUUCAAAUGUACAGUAUACAGUAUACAGACCUAAUACAGACCUCACACUUCAAGCUACUCUUUUCAGUGUUCAGACUUAAUUAAUGAGAUACUAAAACAUCUGAAUUCACUGUAUAUAACUGUCUUGUGCCUCUUAGACCAAGGUCAGUGCAGACAGCAGAACAGAUGUGCCCCUUAUCCUGGAUUUAAGCAGAAAAUGUGGGCCUAUUUGAUGACAAAGUGAUACACUGAGAAUUUUCUAAAGAGAUGCUAAACUCAGUUCACGACUGUUAAGAAGCAACACGCUGCAGCAGCAGCCCAGUAAUGACUAGAUUUUGCUCUUACACCUAGAAACUGAGAAGUGAUAAGACAGUAUCUUGAAUCCCCCAGUUAGAGCCUGCAGGUGAAUGUUCAGGUGGUAGUACAGCUGAAAAUAUGAGAGCAGCAGUUAUGCAUAGCAUUGAAGAUGAUGGAAAUCAGGAGCAGAGUCUUUCAAUCUGAAGUAGAGCCCAAAAUUUGGACUGGGUUUGUUAUGUACUUGUGAGAAUGACCCAUGUCAAAGAUUAAUAGUCUAGCUUCUCUUCAGCUGGAUUCUCAACAGAGGGACCAGGAUCACCUGUGGCUUAUACACUCACUAUUGACUAGAACUUAAUUUACCCUCGGUCAAAAACACAGAACCAAUCUCUCUAAAGCCCCUGUAAGGAACUUUUGGUUUGUGUCAGUUUUGGCACUCCCUUUGAACUAAGGAGUCUUUGCUUAGUCCAAAAAUGUCAUCCUGCUGAUUGUUGACAGUCAAAACACUCAAACAUUGUGACUAUUUUAGGUGAUUGUUGUCUCUACAGCUGCCAGACUUAGACCUACCCCCCUCUACACGGCUUUUAGACAAUCAAAUUAAGGAUCGUAAAAUCUUCAGUGUGGUCCAUUGUAGUUUUGUUUGAUUUAUAGACCAUAAUAAGGCAUCACCAUGAAUUGAAGUCAAUUUCAUAAACAUCCAAAAAUUCCUCAUAGGCAUUUUGACUUACUGUCAAGCGAUCCAGCAUAAUGCACACUCUGUCUAUUCCCUCUUGGAUUAUACAACUUAAAAACAGGUCAUCUUUAUUUUUCAAGUCUGUAUUUUGCUCCUCUAAAUUAAUUCAGAAUUAACAAUUUUUUAUACUCAUCAAAAAAUUCCACAACAAAUACAUUGAUCUGUCUGGAAGCAUACAUCUCUCAGUACCUGCUCAACAAAAGCCUCUUUUGCACCAAAAGUUUGAAAUGAUAUUGAAUUAAUCAUCUUUUCAUUCUGUCAUCAUACAGUUUGUCCAACAGAGGGUGCCCAUACCUCCUAAUUUUCACAGAGCAUUACAGCUGAGUGGGCCCAACAAUAAUGGUCCAACAUGGUAUGAAACUUUAAAGCUAUAGUUGAAAAAGUCCAUGACUUACAGGAAUGGGAUGGAAACCCAGUAGUGUGUAAAGAUCUUGUUCUGCAUCAUUAAUACCCAUAAAAUCAUAAUCCUGCAUGUAUUGAGUCUCAUGGGUCCUGAUGUAACAGUAAUGUGUGAGCUAAAGCAAAUUUGUCAUGUAAUUUUAAUAACCUGCACACACUGCUGUCCAAUCAAGACUGUGAGUAAAACUUCAUCUCCAGCUGACCUCUAUUAAAACACACAGUGCUUCAUAUUGGUGGUCCAUCUAUUCAAGGAUAGCCAAACAAGGUAAGAGGUGAAAAAAAAUUUGGUUUCAUUUUGCCAAAGCAAAUUAUUAACAGCCAAAAUGUGCAGUCUGUGUCCUUACAUGUCAUGAAAUGCAAAGAAAUUACAAAUUAAAGCAAAAAAGCAGGAUCUUUGACCCUCUUUGGGUUUGAAAAUUGAAAAUUCUGUUAACUCAGUCCUCCUGCAAAUCAGCCAAAGUUAUCAAACCCAACUUCUGCAGCAAGCUAAGGAAGUCAAAAAUGUCCAAAUUCAUGUCGAAAAAGCUGAAUGGCAACCUGAAGGAAGUGUGUUUAAGGCGGGCUCAGAAAAAUGCCUAUGAGCAACAGCAGUUUUAUCAGAGGCGUAUCAUCCACACGUCUUUCCACCAAAGAUUUAUGUCAAUAUGAAAGAAGCUUUAUUAUACGUUAAAUGAAUUAAUUUAAUUUGACAAUCCCCAUCUGUUACACUUUCUCUCAUCAGUCAGUUUUAACGAGAAAUUUCCCCACUGUGGGAUGAAUAAAGGUUAAUCUUAUCUGGACUGUAGCUACAAUAAAAGCUUGUGCCAGGAGGCCACAAAUAAAGAGUAUUUAAGGCAAAAAAAUAGCAGAAAGAAGCAGCCACACUGAUGAGAAAAUGCUGCACAUGGCACCUUUAACACUGACUUGUCUGGUUCAAAACAAAUGUUUCUGUUAGAGGACAGAGAAAAGCACUGAGCGGUCCAGAAUCACUCACAGAAACACACAACCUGCUGUGACAUCCUCCCUGUAAUUUAGCAGUAAUAAUAAAAGUAAGAAUAAGUGGUCCAUGACAUAAAUGAGAUGUGCAGUGGGAUUAUAUUAGGACCACCGUAGCAGAAGAACCACGUAACUCUGCGAGCUUCCCUGUAGAUACUGUAAAGGAACAUUAAACCUGCAGAAACGACUGUUAGAAGACUGCAGCAUGUCCACGCACGAUACACUUUAGUAACUUGAAGACAAUCAAACUUAGUCUGUUUGGUUGUUCAGAGACAGUCCUUUCUGCUCAGUCUGGGGGUUAAAGAAAAGGUCCAGGAGGUUCCUGGAGGUCAGGAACUCAGUUCACAUAUGUUGAGGGCCAGUCAGUCAGACAGUCCUCCAGAUCAGUUUGGGAUCAGUUCAUCUGUUAUCUUCAGUAAUUGUGACUCUUUAGAAAGUGCUUUAGCCUUCAGUGCUUCAGGAGGCUCAUUUGAGAGGGCUGCAGCUCUUUCCACUUAAGUUUCCACAACUUUUCUUAAAAAGAAGUCGUUUUCCAAUCAAGAAACAGCAAUUAUUGUGGAGUCAGACAUCACCUCCAAGAGCACUGGAGCUGCUGCACAGAAAUUGUUUGAUUUCUGUGUUCUUUUCAGUCAGUUGUUUGUUAGAGCCUAACAAGCACUAACAAGACCACAAACAUUCACACAGAGGAUCAUUGAUCAAAAAAGCAGCAAAUCAGCAGCUCUUGUAAUGAGUGAUGUAGAGUCCUUGACUUCCUCAAGUAAAGCAUAUUGACUCACAGUCAGGCAUGGAACUGCGUUCUUUUUUGUUUUGUUUUGUUUGGACUAGGUUUAGACACGAGUUCAAUGUGCGAUGGUGCAGAGAAACCUACAGAGCCCCUCCUCAAGUCAGAUAGUCUUUUUUACACGAUACAUUUAUCUUGUUGGAGCCUAAUAUGAACUUCUUCGAAAAGGUUAUCUUGUUGUGUGCAUAAGUAAACCCCUUGUUUGAACAAAUUAAUAGCUGUUGCACUUAUUUUUUUCACUUGUAUUAACAUUAUAAUUAUCUUAUAGGAACAAUAAUGUCAGUAAUCUUGAGUACAUGUGCCCACAAGAGAACAGAGGGACUUUUUUACUUGUUCCCAUGGGAUAAAUAAAUUGAUGGUGUGACUGUCCUGUUGGAGAAUAUGUAACUUGUAUCCACAUAAGGACUUGUGCCCACAAUAUACCUAUCCUGUGCAAACAAGCUACUAUCUUGUGUGCACAAGAUGACUACUUUUUCCCUCAAGAUUAUUAUGUUCCACAAGGUCACAAGACACUGAACUUUUUUCCAUAAGGUCAUAACUAAUAUGCACAAGAUGAUAAUCUUGUGGGAUCAAGUUGUCUUGUGCACAAAAGAUAACUCUUUCCCCAAGAUAUUUUUAAUAAGUGUAAAAAUUAAUGUCUUUCUGUUGCAUCUUAUUAUUUUUGUCGUAAUACUGUGCGCACAAGAUAACUACGAACGACUAGUUUUCUUCCACCAGGUUAUAGCUCCAUGUGUAGUAUAAAUAUCUUGUUGGAACAAGGUGUCUUGUGCUCUGAUGUGUACAACAUGAUAACUUUUGGCUAUUACACACAAUAUAUGCACAUAAUAGGAUUCAAUCCCUGGGACGAGUAAUCUUGUCCGUACAAAAUAAGUAUUUGCCACAAGAUAAUCAAACCAUGUGUGAAUAUUUUGGAGUUAUAUCAUUAGUCUGUGCACAUAAGAUUUUACAACAAAUUAUAAUGUUAUCUUGUGUGCACACUUAAGUUUGUUGUAAGUAAUGUCCUCCCUGAUCAGUCCUAUAAAAAAGGAUGGUUCUGGUUUCUUCAAGAUUAUAACUAAUGUGCACAACAAAAAAAAACUUGACAAAAAAGUGACUUUGAGCUCACAAGAAAAUCACUUUUCCUGCAAAAUUUUCCUUGAGCACAGCUGGGUGCAGUUUUUAGAAACUCUGUGGAUGUGGAAUGAGUUCUGUGGCAUGCAGUUGAUUUCUGUUUGUUUGUUUUGCGUGUUUGCUUGUUUGUCUGAGUGUUUGCAUCUUUGUUUGCUUGUUCAUUUAUUUGUUCAUUUGUUGUUUCUUUGUUUAUUUGCUCAUUUGUUUGUUCACUUUUUUUGUUUGCUUGUUUGUCUGAGUGAUUGCAUCUUUGUUUGUUUGCUUGUUUGUUUGUUUAUUUGUUCACUUGUUUGUUUGCUUGGUUUUUGUCUGUUUGUUUAUUUGAUUGAUUGUGUUUUGUUUUUUCCUUGCUAGCUUGACUGUGUUAGCUGUCUUGUUUUGGAGUGGGGAGUAUCAGGCCUAUCUGCUGUUAUCUCCAGUUAUGUUAAUUUGCCAGUGAAAGAUUAAUUUUGACCUUAUGGAUGGUGAUUCAUGUUAUUUACACUGACUCUUGUCAUGUUUUCAGUGAUGGCAGUUUUAAGGUGUCACAUUUAUGGGAAAUAAGAAAUUAAGAAUAAAUGUUCAUGUUACAAAAGUGAAUGAACUAAAUUAUGACUUUGUUUAAUUCUAACUUUGUGAUCUUUUUUUUCUGAUUGUUUCUCAUAAAGUGGCCUCUGGAAGGUUUUCUGCUGCUUUAAACAUCAUGAAAACAAAAGCCAAAACUGAGAUAGAAUGAAAGAGAGACACAAUCAUUCCAGAGUGAUUUUCCUUUGAACUGAAUUAUUUCCUUCCUCUUCUCCUUAAUCAUCCAAAACUAAAGACUUGAUCUCUGUCAUUGCUGACUGCUUCUCUGCCUCAUUUCUGGUUGUUUCUGUUUUUUCUUUUUCUUUUUCUUUUUGUGGAGAAUGUUUCUGAUUCUCUUUCUUUCAGUUUUAAAAGGACAUUUGUGAAAUACUUGGUUGGUUCUGAUCCGUUAAAGCAUAAGGAUGCACAGAGUAGUGUGUAUUUAAUUGUAUGAUUAUUUAUCUUAUGACUUUUAUUUCCUUCCAUGAUGGCACCAUUCUGAAAACCCCCCAGCAUUCCAACUGUGUUUACACUCUGAAUUAUUUCUAUUAUUAUGUUGAUUAUCAUCGAUGUUAUUAUUGUAUUUAGCUGUUGAAUAGGAAAGUAAGGAUUUCUUUGCUUUCUGAAGGUCAUCUUUUUGUCAUUAUUAUUAUUAUUAUUAUUGUUAUUGUUCAAUGAUGAUAUUGCAUCUGUUCCCUCUUUACUGAAUCUUCAACAUUUACACUGAAUCUUAAUGAGGGAGCUCUAUACUGUAGAUUUAAAUUUAUUUCUCAUUUUCAUUUUCCUUCCUGCUAAAGAUCUUAUUGUCAGGAAAACAAUGUUGCAGGAAGAAAACAAUAAUAAAAUUAAAGUGCUCCUGAAAAAAAA
Molecule: messenger RNA, 59406 nt
Organism: Xyrichtys novacula (pearly razorfish)
Lineage: Eukaryota; Metazoa; Chordata; Actinopteri; Labriformes; Labridae
Source: the annotation of a GenBank genome assembly